This is a messenger RNA of Pelobates cultripes (western spadefoot toad), 50478 nucleotides long. NCBI's taxonomy places the organism in Eukaryota, Metazoa, Chordata, Amphibia, Anura, Pelobatidae. The record is from the annotation of a GenBank genome assembly.
CUGCGAUAUUUCGCAUGCUGAGGUGUUUUGACCCUGGCGGACACUGUAGUCUCAAACUGUCAUGGCGGCCUCCAGCAGAGGCAUGACUUCUGACUCCCUGUACCAUUCCGAGUACAUGGCCGGUACCAAGUCCGCUACUGUUGACCGUGGCCUGGUAAGUCUCGUAUAUACUUUUCCAGCUGCUAGCACUAGGCUAGUAUGAAAGACUUCUUAUUAACAGUAGUGAGCUUCCCUCUCCAUGGUGGGAGACCAGAGAUCAUACCCAUAAAGAAAGAAGAACCUGUUAUUUAAUAUUUUGUGUGGUCACAGCUGCAGUCUUCCAUCAGAUAAUUAGUGGAAAUCCCUAACAGGUUCAGAUGUCAGUUCAUUCUCAAUUAACUGCUUAUUAAAACAUUAUGAGCCAUUCCAGGGUUUCCCUCUUGCCAUAUUGCAGUGAAUAAUCCCAUCGCUAAUUUGAUUGGUAUACUGAUUUAAAGUAUUUUACAUGAUUUAGAUCUCAUAAUAAAAUACUAUGAAAAUAGAAAGUUAGCAAAGUUACGUGCUUUCAGUGACUUUGCAGUAUGUCUCUUCUAUUGCAUCAUGUUUGGUAUUUUGCUCUCUGGAUUGCAUAGCACUUAACAUGUCUUUUCUCUCUCUUCUAAACAUUCAGACAAUAACUCUGAAACAAUUGGCACAGUCAUUUCUUAAGUGGCCUGACCGAUUCUGAUUGUAAUUAGAACCUAAUCAGUGAGUUAAGAUAAAUUUAGAGAACAUGGUAAUGUUAAAACUAUAUUUUAAUGUUAAUACAUUUUUAAUGUUAGUGUUCCUUUUUAGAUGACUCGACUCCUUUAAAAAAAAAAAAAAAAAAGCCAUAAAACUUAAUGUGUUCUACCACCAUGCCAUGAUAGUUUCCUAUCUACAGCAUCUUUGUCUUCAGUGAAAUAGUCAAUUCUGAUUACUUUGUCCUGUCACUUCUUAUAACUGGGGACAGAGGAGGCAUGCACGACUAUCUACAAGCUCUGCCAGUCUAAUGCUUCCCAAUGAGAAGCAUGGGUAUGUAGCGCAGCUGAAAUAGGUCUUAAAGGAAUACUCCAAGCACCAUAAGGCUGGCACAGCCCUUUGCUUGCAGCCAAUAAGCUAAGCUCUGCUCUGCUGGGCUUAGCUCAGAGCAAGGUACUUCCGGCUGCAAAGUGGCAGAGUGUGGCCCCUGGAAGUCUUUAGGUAAGAAGUCAAAUUAUCAGAAAACCUAGUGUGCGUUCAAAUUCUGAAAUCAUGAGCUAACGUAAGACAGGACUCGACAAAUCCCAGGUCGCCAUGACGACCAGGAAAUUUUCUCCUGGCGCAUGGUAUUUGUGAGCUUGUUCAGCCCCCGAGGUCACCGUUUGCCUGAGAGCAGAGGCAGGCAGUCGUAUCACGGAGGGCUGAGGCAGGCUGCUAACUGAAUGAGGUGGCCGUCUCAUUGAGAGGUGAGGAAGGCCGGCUCAUGUAUUGCUGAGGGAGGGGGGUGACCGGCAUUAAAGGACCACUAUAGUGCCCUGAGGGUGCCCCCUCCCGCCCGGCUCUGGAAGGGGGAAAGGGGUUAAAACUUACCUUUUUCCAGCGCUGGGCGGGGAGCUCUCCGCCUCCGAUCCUCCUCCUCUUCUCCCCGACGGCUGAAUGCGCACGCGCAUUCAGCCGGUCGCAUAGGAAAGCAUUAUCAAUGCUUUCCUAUGGACGCUUGCAUGCUCUCACUGUGAUUUUCACAGUGAGAAUCACGCAAGCGCCUCUAGCGGCUGUCAAUGAGACAGCCGCUAGAGGCUUUGGGGGAAGGCUUAACCCAUUCAUAAACAUAGCAGUUUCUCUGAAACUGCUAUGUUUAUAAAAGAAGGGGUUAAGCCUAGCUGGACCUGGCACCCAGACCACUUCAUUAAGCUGAAGUGGUCUGGGUGCCUAGAGUGGUCCUUUUGAGAGCUGUGAGAGCGAGUGGAGCGGCUGACAGAGGGAGUGGAGUGACCGGCUCAUGUAUUGCUGAGGGAGGGGGGCGGGUGGCCCAUGGAGAGCAGAGGGAGGGGGGGGGUGGACAGGUGAUUUAAUGCCGCGGCGAGAGAGCUGUAAUCUCCCUACUCACCUCCCUCGCUCGGCUUGAAGUGAUGCCAGGUUAUGAUGUCAUCCCGGCUCACUAAACAGUGCGCGAGAGGGAGGUAAGUAGGGAGAUUACAGCAGCCCCACUGGACCCCAGGGAAUACCUAUCCACUCCAGCUCUCCAGAAGUAAGGAGGCUGGGUGGAUUUAAAUUAGGUAAUUACUUUGUGAGUGUGUCUGUAUGUCUGUUAGUAUGUGCCUGUGUGUGUGUGUGUGUGUGUCUAACUGUGAGUGUGUUUUCUCUCCAAUCACAUGGGAAAGGUGUUUUUACUCACCUUAUUUCCCCCACGCCGUGCUGGUGACUUGACUAGGAAAGCAUUGGAAGACUAUUGCGCAUGCACGGCAAAAUGUCACUGCGCCAAUUGAACUUCUCAUAGAGGUGCAUUGAAUCAAUUCAUCUCUAUAGGGAACUGAACCACGAACCACCUCUACAGGUCGUCUGAGUGACUGUCGCUAGAGGUGUUACCUGGCAGCAAUGUAAACACUGCCUUUUGUCUGAAAAGCGUUCAGGGGCAGGAUAUAGAUUUCAGAACAACUACAUUAAGCUGUAGUGGUUCUGGUGACUAUAAUGUUCCUUUAAGAAUUGUAUUUUUGGGGCGGAUUUCUCUGGCUCCUAACUUUUUCUAGCUGUCUCCAAGAUUCCAAGCAAAUUUGUCAAGCCAUGACAUAAGACAUCUCAAAAACAUACUAUGGGACAGUUUGAGACCUUUCAAUCGUGCGUGGUGUUAGUAAACCAAAGAAAUAACCAGACGUGUUGGUAGACCAAAGAGGUGCUUUGGACAAAGAUGACUAAUAAUGGCACACCGCGGAGACCAACGAGACAGAGGCAAUACUACAUGCAAGUUGGAUUUUUUUUUUUUUUUUUUUUUACAUUUAUCUCUUAAACAAGUAAAGUGAUUUUUGUCUUAAGUAUAACGAUUUUAUUGUGUUGGAAAAUGAAUUAGCAUAUCAGUUGUAUAGCCCUCCUGUUUGUCAGCCUUUUAAUUAUUUAAAGCAGGGUUUCCAAACCCAGUCCUCAAGUACGCCCUACCAGGCUAGGAUUUAGGGAUUACCCCGUUGUGUUUUAAGAUAUUUUUUUCUUCUCUAACAACACCUUAGGCACAACUGGUUAAUCCCUAAAUCCUGGACUGUUAGGGGUUAAUUGAGGACUGGUUUGGGAACCACUGAUUUAAAGAGACACUAUAGUUGUAUAAAUGCAAAGCUAUAUUCCAAACACUAGAGUGUCCAAAGAACCUGUGCCCCUCUCCCCUCCUGCAGCACUCAAAGGGUUUAAAGAAAAGAAAAAAAAAAAAACCUUUAACACUCAUAUUAUUCCAGCGUCGUGCCACUUGAAGGAAUAGGCUAAAAUGGGUUCGGGAGUCUGAUGGUAGUCACCAUCACUGGUGAUAGAAAAUACAUCCUAUGUGUGGGUCCCCAGAUUACUCUUGUGUUUUGGUCACCCUUGGUAUUGGUGCAGGGAAUGUAGAAUUAAUUGCUUGUCUGUUCAUUUCCCCUCCCCCUUUUUCGUGUCUAAUGAACUGUCGAAUGCAUUAAUUACAGGGAAGGUCAAACUUCAUCGGUGAUUGUGCCAUUCUGUAGGCGAUUUUAGUUCCAUGAGUUUGACGGCACACACCGCUGACUGCAUUUGAAUGAAUCAAAAUGACCGCCGCCACGUGUUCGGUUUUCUAAUGGCGUCCACUUCAACUACUUCGGCUGCAUCCGAAGGGCCAUGCCAAAACUGCAGGUCCUUUCCCAAAGUACUUAAAGGGCCAGAAACAGCACAAUAAAAUACAAUAUGCCCAAAUACUGUAUUUAAAGGGCCAGAUCUUCCAGGGACCAUAAUCACAUGGCAAGAGACUGGCAAUCAGUCUUCUCCAAUGCCUAGUGGCAAUGUCAGUUUCGCCACACACGUUAUUUAGGAAGGAUAAGAAAAACAAGAAGGGUGGUGGGGUAUGUUUGUAUGUAAACCAUGAGUUAAAGUCAAAUUUUAGGCAUGUGGAGUGUGACGAGGAAAAUGUGGAAGCUUUAUGGGUAGAUAUCUGCUUGGGGCAAACAAAGGGAAAUCAAUUAUUGGUUGGGAUAUGUUAUAAACCACCUAAUGAAAAUAUUAAUGAGUAAGAACAGCUGUAAGAGCAAAUUGGAAAAGCUGCAAAUCGGGGUAGCACGUUACUUAUUGGAGAUUUUAAUUACCCGGACAUAAAUUGGGAUAGAGUGACUAGAACUUCAGCAAUUGGAAUCAGGUUUUUGAAUGUGUUAAAUGACACCUUUAUGUCACAACUGGUACAAGCACCAACUAGAAAGGAUGCUUGUCUGGAUCUCGUUAUAACAAACAAUGCUGAUCUCUUGACCAACAUUCAAGUAGGGGAGCAUUUGGGAAAUAGUGAUCACAAUAUGGUAGUUUUUUUUUAAAAUAAACGCAAAAAAGCAAAAGCACUAUUCUAAAACGUAUAAUUUUUAAAAAGCCAAUUUCAAUAAGAUUAGGGCAGCUCUACAACAUAUCGACUGGCAUAAACUCCUUAGUGAAAAAAAAUAUUGAGGAUAAAUGGAAACUAUUUAAACAAAUAUUAGAAAGGUACAUUUCUCACUAUGUACCAUUGGGUAAUACAUAUAAAAGAAACAAACUGAAACCAAUGUGGCUUAGUACCGUGUUUUCCCGAAAAUACACCCUACCCAGAAAAUAAGCCCUAGCUGGAUUAUCGGGGUGGGCUGCAAUAUAAGCCUACCCUGAAAAUAAGACCUAGCCGCCGGCCCUUUAAAUGCCACAGCCGACUGAGCGCUCUAUAGAGAGCGCUCAGACGGCUGCAGCACUGCCUCACCUCCCCUUCCCUGUAGCGUGGCCGAGCUCCUCUCCGGUCCGCGACCCGGCCGGUCUGACAGGAAGUGCGCACUGGGUCCGGCCGGGUCGCAGACCGGAGAGGAGCUCGGCCACGCUACAGGGAAGAGCCAGGUGAGGAGAAGAUUGGGAGGGGAGUAAUAUAGGGAGGGGGGGGGAGUAUUACAGGGAGGGGGGGAGUAUUGGGAGGAGGGAGUGGGGGAGAGUAUUACUAUAUGAGGGAGGGAGGGGAGAAUAUUACAGGGAGGGAGGGGGGAGAGUAUUACAGGGAGGCAGGGGGGGAUAAUAUUACAGGGAGGGAGGGGGAGAUAAUAUUACAGGGAGGGAGGGGAGAGUAUUACAGGGAGGGAGGGGAGAAUAUUACAGGGAGGGAGGGGGGAGAGUAUUACAGGGAGGGAGGGGAGAAUAUUACAGGGAGGGAGGGGGAGAGUAUUACAGGGAGGGGGGGAGAGUAUUACAGGGGAGGGGGAGAGUAUUACAGGAGGGGGGGAGAGUAUUACAGGGAGUGGGGAGAUUACAGAGGAAGGGAGGGGGAGAGUAUACAGGGAGGGGAGGGGGGAGAGUAUACAGGAGGGAGGGGGGAGUAUUACAGGGAGGGAGGGGGGGAGAGUAUUACAGGGAGGAGGGAGGGGGGAGAGUAUUACAGGGAGGGAGGGAGGGGGAGGUGAGGGUCUCUGGGGGGGUUACACAGCGCAGACACCGGCUGACAGACUGGCUCUAAGCCCUACCCUGAAAAUAAGCCCUAGUGUGUUUUUUUUGUGACUAAAAUUAAUAUAAGACCCGGUCUUAUUUUCGGAGAAACACAGUAGAGAAUUAAAACAUUUUAAAAGGGCGUUUAAAUCGGACAAAUCAGAGGCAUCAUAUAUAAGAUAUAAGGAAGCCAAUAAUGCUUGCAAAAGGGCAAUUAAAGUGGCUAAACUAGAAAAUGACAAAUUGAUAGCCAAAGAAUGCAAAACCAACCCCCAUCAAUUCUAAAACAGUUUAAAAAAAUUUAAAGUGUAGGUACACUGGAAACAGAGAUGGGUCUGUUAGCUGAUGAAGACCAGGAAAAGGCAGAAAUUUUAAAUAAUUGAUUUCUUCAGUAUAUAUUAAUGAGGAUCCUAUAGCAAGAGAUCUGCAAAAAACUUGCAGAUAACUUGUGAUUGGAUAAGGUGCUACAGCUGUUAAAGAAAAUUCAUGUAAAUAAAGCUCUGGGGCCUGACGGUAUUCACCCACGAGUACUUAAGGAGCUAAGUGGGGAAAAAAGUGAACCUCUGUAUUUAAUUUUUCAAGAUUCUUUUGUUUCAGGUAUUGUACCGGAGGAUUGGAUGAAGGCGUUUCUAUAUUUAAAAAGGGUUCAAAAUCCCUGCCUGGAAAUUAUAGAGCUGUGAGCUUAACUUCUGUGACUUGGAAAAUAUUUGAAGGGCUAUUAAGGGAUAACAUUCAGGAAUUCAAUGAGAACUUUAUUAGCAAUAAUCAGCAUGGUUUUAUGAAACAUAGGUCAUGUCAAACUAACCUAACUGCAUUCUACGAAGAAGUAAGUAAGUAGAAGUAUAGAUCAGGGUGUUGAAGUGGAUUUUGCCAAAGCAUUUGAUACGGUUCCUCACAAUAGAUUAGUCUUCAAACUAAAAGAAAUUUGUCUAGAUGAUUAUUCUUGUUCUUGGGUAGAACAUUGGCUUAAGGAUAGAGUACAACGAGUUAUCAUUAAUGGUAAUUUUUUAGGCUGGACAAAAGUGGUAAGUGGUAUCCCUCAGGGUUCUUUUUUGGGACCGCUGCUAUUUAACAUAUUUAUUAAUGAUCUUGAUAUAGGCAUUGAAAGCCAUGUUUCAGUGUUUGCAGAUGACACAAAACUUUGUAAAGCAAUAAAAUGUGAGCAGGAUAUUGCUUUGCUGCAGAGGGAUUUCAAUAGUUUGGGCGACUGGGCACUAAAAUAGCAGAUUAAAUUUAACAUAGAGAAAUGCGCAGUUAUGCACUUCGGGGUCAAGAAUGCACAAGCAACUUAUACUCUAAAUGAUAGUGAAAUAGGGAUAACCACACAUGAGAAGGAUUUGGGAAUUGUUAUAGACAACAAAUUAGGCAGUGAUAUGCAAUGUCAAUCUGCAGUUGCUAAGGCCAAUAAGAUUUCGUCAUGUAUAAAUAGGGGCAUAAAUUCUUGGGAUGAAAAUAUAAUUUUGCCUCUUUUUUUUUUUUUUUUUUCCUAGUUUGUUGCAAAAUUGGAAGCACUUCAGACUAGGUUUUUUUUUUUGACAAUCAAAUUUUUAUUUAUUUUCAGUUUUUGUAUGCUAUUCGGUGCAAUUGACCAUAAUUCCGGACAGAUAUACGAAGAAGAUGGAGAACAUUUAAACAACAGUUUCAUUACUUAAGUUUUAUGUCCUGGAGGGGUACCAUUUUCAGGGUCAACAGCUCGAGCCCAGGUCCUGUGAUAUUUCGGCUGUAUGGCCGUAGGUGUGGGCGAUCUAGUGUUCAAUAGCUUCUUGCUGUCGUUUGUGUAUGUGAUAUGCCUUAGCUUUCGGUUGUGUUUAGUGGAGCGUGUCGUAGGUUUGCUGUCUUGCGUACGUUGUCGUGCCAUUUGCUAACUUCGCGUGGCGGAUCUCUAGCCCUAUGCUUUUUAUCUAUUAUUUGGUUUUGCCGGGUGUAUGUCUUGCGUAGUGAGUAAUUGUCAGUAAUUGUCAUGGUCUGGUGGGGCUAUAUUUUGGCUAUGUAGUCCGCUGCUUGCUUCUUGGUGAUGUGUGUGUGUGUGUGUGUGUGUGUGUGUGUGUGUGUGUGUGUGUGUUCGUGUCGGUCCUUUGGGGGAUCAGACUAGGUUUUUUUGUUUUUUUUGCCCUUUUUUGGAUCAACAGCAAAAACAUAUAUGUAAGGAAGGCUGAACUUGAUGGACGCAAGUCUCUUUUCAGCUAUGUAACUAUGGUCAAAAACAUUUAGGAUGUAGAGCUGUUUUAGCAUUUUAUAUCUAUAGAUUCUGUAAUUCUGACAUAACAGUUGGUAUACUGUAAUUCUAUUGUGGCUCAUCGCAGGACUAAUGACUAUCCCAGUCGCCUUCAUAAUUAUAGGUUUACUCUAGAAACCAUAACUAGGCACCAUUUCAGAUAAUUGAAGUAGCUAUGGUGCUAGGUUACUAUCCAUGCCUUCUUUCUGUUCAAUAUUUUAUUUUUUAAUUAUGGCUGUCUCAAUCAGACAGCUGAGAAUUUACACUUCCUUGCCCUCAUACCAUUUAAUACCAAUGAUUGUGUUUUUCCGCACACAUAACAAGCUGGCAACUCUCCUGGUAAACUGAAGUGGUUAUUGUGCCUUACGUGUUCCUUAAAUGAAUAGUCUCUUGCAAAUGGCUAGAAUUAAAGGGUUACUCCAACCACCUGGACCACUUCUGCUUUUUGAAUUGGUCAUGGUGGUAGAAGCCUGUUCUGCUUGAAACAUUGCACAUAAGAUACAUUUUCACUUGUGUGCCAGGGGUAAGUUGCAGGUGACUAAUGUCAAUUCUGAGCAAAAAGAGAAUGCAAGCAUGUCUACCCUGCAUGCUAUGUACACUGAAGGAAACCCUCCAUCCAGCCAAUCCUCUCGUUAAUUUUAUUUUAUUUUAUUUUUUUAUAAAAACCUGUAAGUGCAUUAUUCUUUCAUAAAUGAAAAAGGGAUGGAUAUGCUCUCUUUAAUGUUAAAAAGGUUCUUAUUACUUUAGAUCUACUUUAGUCUCCUAAAAAUAAAGUUCCUUAAAGGUAGUCUUACUGCAAGACUGUCUUAUUUACGCAGCUCCACUCCGCCUUUGGGAGAUUUAUUGCUCGUGAUGAUCUCCUGGCCAAUCCACUACUUUGCAUAGAAAGGCAGGUGCAUGGGUGAUAAUUGCAGUGAUUUACAGGCUUUGCUUGUCUUAGUGUAGUAUUGAAAUCAGUGCUUCCUUAUGAGAAUAUCUUGCUUUCCCUUUGAGGAAGCUUUCGGAGUGAAAACAGAAGGAACCCAUGCUGGCUGUCUGGUUGACAGUCAGAAAAAUUUACGGAGUGGGAGUCAUAAAAAUGCUAAUUUUGAUAAAAUAAGACAAAGGACUCUAAUUACUAAUUACCCCAAAACCAAGCAAUUUGAAGUGCUCUGGUGGUUUCUUUAAUAUUACAUUUAUAGAUUUAUUGCCUUAUACUAUGCAUUUGAAGUUUUGGAAAAUAAAUAAAAUGUAUUACUAACUGUUAAACUCUCUAAUCACACUUCAAUCUGGUUACUGUUGAAAAUGCUAAUUAAAGCCCCACUAAGUGUAUGCAAUGAUAUUCUGUGUGGCUUAAAAGAAGGUGAACAUAUUGAAAAGACGUUUUGUACGUUUCAUUACAGUAUUCAAAUAAAGAAGCCCAAGUGCAUUUUUAAGUAAUCAUUCACUACAACCAUUUUAAUUUAGAUUGCAUGCUUUGGAUUCUUCUAGUUUAAAUAAUUUAGAAAUGAUAUCCUGGAGAUUAUGAUUUAACUGUACACAUGUAUAGUAUGUAGAAUACCUCUCUAUACCUAAAAUGCACCUGUAAUAGCUGUAAAUAUUAGAUGUUCACUUUUGUCUUUUGGGUAUAUUUAUUUUAAAUGUGUAACCUUUUUUUGUACCAGCAUUGCUAUGUUUCAGGAAGAUUAAAUCAGCACUUGCUCUGUCUGGGGACUUUGCAUAAUAUGCAAAGACCCCCAGCGGUGACAUCACAAGUACAGCAGAAAGGUCAAUGGAGGAUCCCGCUAGACCUCAGGAUCCUCCAUAAUAGAUAGAGCAGUGAUGGCUAACCUUGACACCCUAAAUUUUCUGGACUACAUUUCCCAUGAUGCUCAGCUAGCUUUUAGACUCUAAAAGCUAGCUGAGUAUCAUGGGAAAUGUAGUCCAGAAACAAUUUUAGGGUUAGCUAUCACUGAGAGGCAAUUUCCCUGCAGCCGUCACUGGCUGACAGAGGUAGCUUCGCCCAAUGUCAAGAAGUGUCAGGCAUAGGUAAAUAACUGAGACAAAAUAGUCCCUGCUCUCUCAGCAGGCAUGUGAAAUUUGCAUUGCCCGAUGUCCCCAAACAUGUAGUUUGGGGACAUACACAUAUGCGCACAUGUUACAUACAGCUAGCGCACACACGUUACAUACAGCCUGCACAUACCAGACAAACCGCAUACAGCCUGCACACACACCAUAAAUGUAGCGCACACAUUAUGUACAGCCAACAAAUAUCACGUAUAUUAGACCCACGCAAUUCACACGCACUAUGGGGGAGGACAGAGUGCGAGAUACUAAAUUCCAACUUUUUACACAUUAAAUCAGAAUGGAGGAAAAUAGCCUGGUGUGAUAUAGCUGAGUUGGGGUAUUUUCCAGAUCGGCCAUUUCAGCUUCAGUAAUUCUUUCGGAUUUAAUCUGGAAAAUGUUUGACUUUAGUGAAUAACUCUGCUAAUGUCCAGGUCAAAGCAGGGUCCCCAAAUGUUCUAAUAGUAAUUUUAGUGCCUUAGACAAGUCGAUUAAAAAAAAUAAAGUAAAAAUUCCACCCCCUUGCUCAGUUUCUUUCUUAUUAGAUUAGCUGCAGAUAGCUGCAGUUCUCCACUUGUUAGUGAUCUACAACUCCUGUGGUGCUUGCCUGUCCAUCUGCAGACACUCCUUUUCAUUUUGAAUGGUUAAAGGGACACUAUAGUCACCAGAUCAACAACUACUAUUUGUUCUGGUGAGUAGAAUCAUUAGGAAGCAUAUAAGCAAAAUAAAAGUGAUAACUGGGUCAGAAAUGUGGACGGCAAAAGCAGUAUGUCAGUGCAAUUUCACACCUUUCUUGCAUUUACUCAAUUUCCUUAAGCUCCUAAAUAACUUAAACCUCUUGUCUGACAUAUACCCUGAUGUACAAAGUAUUACCGGUGUGCUCUGAUUGAAAUGUAAAUGUUGUGAAGAUUGUUCCCCACACGCAUAUUUAAAAGCCAAUUAUGUGCCGGCAUAGUGGGUGAGAUUAGACUAGAAAUUAAAGGGCUACUAUAGAAAUCAAAACAACUUUAUCUAAAUGAAGCAGUUUUUGUGUAUAGAUAGUGUCCAUUGUCCCAUAGUCGUACUGCUCAAUUCCCUGCCUUUUAGGAGUUAAAUCACUUUUUUGUUUCUGAUUAAGCAGGCUGAACUACACGUCCCCUGCCAUGCAGAGCCGGCAUUUAAAAAAAAAAAAAAAAAGUUUCAUUUUCAAUCAGAUGUAAACUUACUUUAGAAGUUUUCAUAUUAUUCUCUGUAAAUUGACGUUUAAUCACACACUGAGUCUCCUGUAUGAUCUUGAAGGCUAUUAGCAGCAGGAGAGAAGAUUUUCUUAAAUUAAACAGGAUGUGCAAUAAAGGAAGAUUAAUCGUUAGAUGUCUCUUUACACUGCAGGAAGUGUAUAGGGAGGCUGUGUAAGUCACAUGCAUCGAGGUGUGACUAGGGCUGAAUAAACAAUGGGAUUUAAUUCCUAAAUCAGGGCUUUUGCUUUGCUUUUGCUAGGUGUUGUAUAUCACUAACUAGCCGUUACUACAAUAUCGUGCCGUCUGAAUAAUUACCAUACCGCUUUACCUUAUAGCUGGUUUAUCUAUCAGGUUAAAUUAUUCCUGCACAUUACACUAUCUUGGUAUUAACUGAGAUGAGCCAUGACAAGUUAUACCUAAUAACUGUCUGACCAUAAGGACGCUAUUAUCAUUGCUAUUUAUGUAUACCAGCUUCCGGGUUACUAUUGUAUUUUGAGCGUAUAUGAAUUUCGUAUAAAUUGUUGCAAUUAACACUUUUGAUCAAACGUGGGGCUGCUUGCACAUCUAUACAUAUUUUUUGAAUCGUUAUAUAUUUCUAUUCACUAGUGUUCUCAUUGUGUGCUCUUGUGGUUUUACAUACUUGUAUUAAAAGUUAAGUUUUAUAUUUCCGUUAAAGUGGUACACACUUUGUACACACUUUCUACCACUUACUGCCCCCUUCCCUCCUUAGGGACUUACACUCUCUAGGAUACUUCACCACAAUUCCUUUCCUUUUCUCCAGACUCCUUUCCCUUUUAGUUGUUUAGUUUGUGGUGCAAUUUCUUUUGCACUAGGGGUUAACCCCAACUCAGGAGAUUAUUCACUUUGGUACCUAUCUACCCUAAGAAUAUUUUUUUACUGUGUUUUACUUAUUCCUCUCAAAAAAACAAAACAAAAAAGCAUGCAAUCUAUUAUCUGAUUUUCCUAUAAGGAAUAUGUCUAUGUACUUUGAUUAUUUUUCUGAUAUUAUGCUAAUGUCCUUAAUGUAACUAUGCACGUAAAAAAUAAAGAAUAAUUUUAAAUGAUCACUAUAGGGUCAGGAACACAAACUUGUAUUCCUGACCCUAUAGUGUUAAAACCACCAUCUAGCCCCCCUGGGCCCCUCAUGCCUCCAUAAAUAUAUUAACAUCUUACUGUAUUCAAGCCAGAAGCUGUAGACCUGCAUGCUGUUUGCCUCACACAAAAAAAGCUGUCUGCUGACAUCAGAAGUGGUGGCCUGAUCCAAUCACAAUGCUUCCCUAUAAGAUUGGCUGAGACUGACAAGGAGGCAGAUCAGGGGGAGAGCCAGUAUGAUUCAAACACAGCCCUGGCCAAUCAGCAUCUCCUCAUAGAGAUGAAUUGAAUCAAUGAAUCUCUAUGAAGAAAGUUCAGUGUCUGCAUGCAGAGGGAGGAGACACUGAAUGUUUGGAUGCAUUUUAAGCAGCCAUGACCCAGGAAGGAUCUCUAACAGCCAUCUGAGAAGUGGCCAGUGAAGUUAUCACUAGGCUGUAUUGUAAACACUGCAUUUUCUCUGAAAAGACAGUGUUUACAGCAUAAACCCUGAAGGUAAUGAUUCUACUCACCAGAACAAAUUCAAUAAGUUGUAGUUGUUCUGGUGGUACUAUAGUGUCCCUUUAAAGGACCACUAUAGUGCCAGGAAAACAUACUAGUUUUCCUGGCACUAUAGUGCCCUGAGGGUGCCCCCACCCUCAGGGUCUUACUCCCGCCUGGCUCUGGGGAGAGAAAAGGGGUAAAACUUACCUUUUUUCCAGCGCCGGGCGGGGAGUUCUCCUCCCAUUCGGCUGAAAAGCUGCGCGCGCAUUCAGCCAGUCUCAUAGGAAAGCAUUCAUAAUGCUUUCCUAUGGACGCUUGCGUGUUCUCACUGUGAUUUUCACAGUGAGAAUCACGCAAGCGCCUCUAGCGGCUGUCAAUGAGACAGCCACUAGAGGAUUUGGAGGAUGGAUUAACCCUAUUAUAAACAUUGAGAUCAUAGUCAACCAAUCCAAGCUUACAUCUAUACAGCGUUGAGAUAGUAAACACCCUGCACAAUUCUUGCUGCUUGCUCAACCCUGCUGUACUUUAGUAAGAGACACCCAGUGGACAUAGGCAUGCGCACGGGGUGUGCCGGGUUUGCCUGGGCACACCCUAAUCCUGUGGCACGCCUAUGGUUUGAGUCCUGCAGGAACAGCGUUCCUGCACUUUUUUUUGAGCAGGAACGCUGUUCCUGCAGGCACUCAGCGCCCCCUGUCUCACCUCUUGCCCCUGUCAUGGGGGGGGGCAGGGAGAGAGGUGAUGGAUCCCCCCCUCUCCAUCUCAGCCGCAGCGAGGGAGCGGUCUGCUCUCUGCUUCCUCUCGCCGCGCGCUGAUGCCGGGAGCUGGAAUAUGACGUCAUAUUCUGGCUCCCAGCUACUGUAGACAGCCCGCGCGGCGAUAGGAAGCAGAGAGCAAACAGCUCCCUUGCCGCGGCUGAGAUGCCGACAGGCGCCCGCCCCACUGCACCCCAGGGAAAAGUCCACGCCAGCACUCCAGGUAGGAGAUUUUUUAUUAAAAUAUAAUAAUUUGUAUGUGUGUGUGUGUGUGUGUGUGUGUAUAUAUAUAUAUAUAUAUAUAUAUAUAUAUAUAUAUAUAUAUAUAUAUAUAUAUAUAUAUAUAUAUAUAUAUAUAUAUAAUAUGUAUGUAUGUAUGUAUGUAUGUGUAUAUAUAUAUAUAUAUAUAUAUAUAUAUAUAUGUAUACACACACACACACACACACACACACACGUACGUAUAUUAUUUUUUUGGGGGGGUGGGAAUCCCGAUAUCCCCUGUCGGCUAUCUGAGUGCCGGCUCUGCUCUAAGCCUCCAUGGGCCGGCGGGGAGACCAAAGAUCUACCUCACCGGCCCACAGCAGCAUGGAGGGAGGCAGGAGAGGACCCAGGGAGCUCUAGACAGAAGCUCCGCCAGGUUCCUCUUGCGAUAUCUCAGCAUUGCUGCGGCAACACUCAGAUCUCGCGAGAGUUAACUCUAGCCCCGCAGGCUAGAGUUCACUCUCCACUGGACCACCAGGGAUGGCACAUGACAGCAAGGAUUUACUAAUCUGCCCCCACCUCCACAAUCCCUCCAAACAUACAGCACACACACAUACAGCACCUACACACAUACAGCUCACACACACACAGUACACUAACCGCACCCUCACAAACACACACAGCACCUUUAAAAAAAAAACCACAGCACCCUCACACACAGCACACUAACAGCACCCUCGCAAACACACAGCACACUAACAGCACUCUCACAAACACACACAAACAGCACCCUCACACACACACACACAAAUACACGAAACUCACACAAACAGCACCCUCACACACAAACAGCACAGUCACAAACUCACACACACAAACAGUACCCUCACACAGCACACUAACAGAACACACAGCAGUGUGUGUGUGUGUGUGUAUAUAUAUAUAUGUGUGUGUGUUUGUGCUUUAGGGUGCACACCCUAAUGCAAUAGGCUGCGCACGCCUAUGCCAGUGGAUCUUCAGUUGCUGUUGUUGCUGCAGCCCACAGCUCUGUAUACUAGUGCUUAAGAGGGAAAUUAUCUUUUGCCCCUCUUGCCAUUUCUACGCUCCUUGCAUACGCUAUUUAAGCACACUCUAUAUAUCUUUAUAAUUCCUAGCAUUUUAAUUAUUUGUUAGCAGGCUUGUUAGGGAGAUUGUCUCUCUAUUUUUCAUUCAGAUCACUUUAAUUUCAAAAGUUAACCUUUUCCAUCUUUUUUAUAGUUUUAUUUUUUUUCUUGUCUAUCAUGCCCCAGUGCAUUUUAUCUCUGUAGUUUCAGUGUUGUAAAAAUUUUGAGGGUUAAUGCCUUUCUAGUGGGGUGUAAAUAGUUACUCCAAUGUCCAUGCUUACUUGUGCAUUUUGAAAUGGUCAUGGAGCAAGGAUCUGUAUGUGCAGCUUUUUUGCACUUUUGUGACCGGGGCUAGUUUUAACCCAGCAAAUGUGAUUUAGGCAGUCUGGAAAAAAGUCUGUCUGUGCGUGCUGGUGACAAAUUUAACCAAACUCUACCUUUGCAGGCACUUCAGGGGGUUAGCCUGCAAGGGAGAAGCGUCUUUCACCUCCCUCCAUUGUUCCCUUGUUUCAGCCUUUCUGCCUUCCUCACCAGCUUACACUCUUCAAUUGCUGCAAGUUUUUUUUUUUUUUUUUUUCUUUAAUGCCCUCCUUUCUGUGCCCACCCCUACUCUCUCCUUCCUUCCCGGCUCGGAAAACACAUGUGAAGAAUCACAACUGACCUUUUACCAAGAUCUGACACGAUCAACCUUGCAAUGGCGCAAAACACUGGCGCCACUCAUCACACAACUGAGAGCAGCUGGCGUAAAGUACCGCUGGGGAGCACCGGGAUCCCUCAUGGUGAUCCACCAAGGACAAACUCACAUGCUCACCUCUCUCUCCGAGGCACAAUCAUUUCUCACAGCCCUGGGACUACCAACACCUUCAUCCGCUCCACCGAGGCCCACCUCUACGAGGGUCGGGGACCCUGCCACGACCAUGCCACUCACCCCAAGAGCGGCAACUGAAAUUCAAUCCACAACCUGACAACACUGGACAACCGGGAAGGUCAUAUUGAUCCUGACUGAGAGAAACCAGUUACUGUUACUUAUGUUGUUAAUGUCUUAUUGCUAACUCUGCUAACACCUCCAACUGACUUCUUAUAAACCAGACCAGGAGCCCACUACGCAAGCUCCUCUACCCUUAGCAGCAACACUAUCAGGCGAGACACCUCCCCCCCGCUACCCCCUUCAGGUUAGGGGUACGAAACGAACCAAGUGCUACACAAGUCAGAACACACAGCUACAGGGCCUACUAUGCCCCCUAAACGCUUGGCCCCACUACCCCUCAGUGAUAAGCCUACAACAAGCAAACUCCCUGGUCGGUAACCAACCAGUAAACCUGGCACGUAACAACCAUCUCCACCAGUGAGUUUCACCCUCCAAACAGAACACCUUCUUACUAACACUGAGCCUUACCUCUCGAAUAUAUACCAACACUCCACAACGUACCACUCUUAGUAAACACCUUUCAGGUCUCGACUAAACCUCUUCCUAAUAUACGUUGUUCAACCUUGUUUAAUGUAAAAAUUAUAUGCCAAUUCCUCAUGUCACAUAUGUCUAAAAUACAAAACUACUACCUGCAUUAUUGAUAUAACUGAUUCCAAUGUUGUAUUUCUUUGGCAUGAAAAAUAAAGAAUAAAAAAACAAAAAACAAGAAAAACAGUCUUCUUGAGAGCAAAUACAGAGGGUUCACCACAAGGAGCAAACAAUUCAUAAGCCUCAAGAAUAGAAAGGCCUGAUUAGACGGACAUCUUAGAAAAGCCAGCCCAGUUCUGGAACAGCCUUCUUUGGACAGAUGAAAGUAAGAUCAACCUGUACUAGAAUGAUAGGAAGAAAAACGUAUUGAGAAGGCCUGGAAGGCUCAUGAUCCAAAGUUUACCACAUCAUCCGUCAAACACUGUGAAGGCAGUGUGACGGCAUGGGUUUGCAUGGCAGUUAGUCAGUUUAAUUCUGAGGCGUAUAGGCAUAUAUUGUCUGCUCAAAUUCAGCAAAGUUGAUGGGACGGCACUUCACUUUAAAGAUGGACAAUGAUCCAGAACAUACUGUGAAAGCAACCCAUGAGUUGCUUACGGCAAAGAAUUGGAAUACUCUGCAAUGGCUGAGUCAAUCACCUGAUCUCAACCCCAUUGAGCAUGCAUUUCACUUUCUGAAGACAAAACUUAAGGCAAAAACACCCACAAACAAACACCAACUGAAGACGGCUGCAGUAAAGGCCUGGCAAAUAAUUAAAGGAGAAAACACAGCAUUUAGUGAUAUCCAUGUGCUCCAGAUUGCAAGCAGUCAUUGCCUGCAAAUAAUUCUUGAAAAAGUAUAAAAAAAAUUACAUUUUAUUUAUGAUUGUGUUAAUUUGUCCAAUUACAUUUGAGCCCCUGAAAUAUGUGUAUGAAAAUGGUUGCAAUUUCUCAAUGUAUCCUACAAUAUUAAUGCUCAACCACUUGAACUUAAGCUCUCAGUCUGCACUUCAAUUGCAUCAUGGUUGUUCCAUUUUAAAUCCAUUGUGGUGGGUACAGAGCCCAAAUUAUGACACUUGUGUCCAUGUCCAAAUAUUUACAUGCCUAAUUGUAGGUGGUGCCUAUGGUAUGGUUCAUAUUCCCCAGACAUUUCUUGAAAAUUUUUGAAUGUUUUCUUCAUUAACUUUUUAUUUAAGAGUAUGCAUCACGUAUCUUGAAUGUAAACAAUUUCACUUCUUGCCUGUUUCCUUGAAUAUAAUUUAUUAUACACAUUGGUAUUGGUUUUUGUGUAUAUGUAUUUUUAUUUAUUUUUUAAAAUUUAUUUUUGCUAUUCUGCAGGUAUUCCCACUGCUUGGUUUUUGGCAGUCACCGUGCCGAGUAAGCAUAUUUGCUUUCAGCUCACUGAAAUAAAAUCAAAGUGCUUUGUUCACAGAAUUUGAAGUAACUUGUUGAAGAUAUAAAACUACAAGGAUGACACAUAAAAAAUACAGAACAGACACCUCAGCAGAUUGGAAGAUGUCAGUGCUCAGGAAUGAGUAGUGAAUAAUAUGUGUUCGGUUACGAAAGUUUUUCAGCAUUCGAAAAUCUUUCGGCUGAGAAGGAAGCAGAUGGCGUUCUUACAGCUUUCUAAGUUUCAGUUAUUGCUGCUAUCCAAUCCUUUUAAUCAGUGCCCUGCGUGUGCCCGUUGUGCUAGAGGCUGGCUUGUAGACGGUAUUUUACGGUUUACAUUACAGCAGCUAUUUUUAUGUAGAAAUUAGUACUUUUUCGUUGAAUUGUUGGGUUUCUAGUAAACUCUGUUAAUAAAUCAUUUCUUUUAAUUAAGUGAGUAAAGCUUAAUAGGUUGACUACAAAACUCCUUUAUGUGAAUGUAUGUUUGUUUAUUAUGAGAUAUAUAUAUAUAAUAUAUAUAUAUAUAUAUAUAUAUAUAUAUAUAUAUAUAUAUAUAUAUAUAUAUAUAUACAGGGAGUGCAGAAUUAUUAGGCAAGUUGUAUUUUUGAGGAUUAAUUUUAUUAUUGAACAACAACCAUGUUCUCAAUGAACCCAAAAAACUCAUUAAUAUCAAAGCUGAAUAUUUUUGGAAGUAGUUUUUAGUUUGUUUUUAGUUAUAGCUAUGUUAGGGGGAUAUCUGUGUGUGCAGGUGACUAUUACUGUGCAUAAUUAUUAGGCAACUUAACAAAAAACAAAUAUAUACCCAUUUCAAUUAUUUAUUAUUACCAGUGAAACCAAUAUAACAUCUCAACAUUCACAAAUAUACAUUUCUGACAUUCAAAAACAAAACAAAAACAAAUCAGUGACCAAUAUAGCCACCUUUCUUUGCAAGGACACUCAAAAGCCUGCCAUCCAUGGAUUCUGUCAGUGUUUUGAUCUGUUCACCAUCAACAUUGCGUGCAGCAGCAACCACAGCCUCCCAGACACUGUUCAGAGAGGUGUACUGUUUUCCCUCCUUGUAAAUCUCACAUUUGAUGAUGGACCACAGGUUCUCAAUGGGGUUCAGAUCAGGUGAACAAGGAGGCCAUGUCAUUAGAUUUCCUUCUUUUAUACCCUUUCUUGCCAGCCACGCUGUGGAGUACUUGGACGCGUGUGAUGGAGCAUUGUCCUGCAUGAAAAUCAUGUUUUUCUUGAAGGAUGCAGACUUCUUCCUGUACCACUGCUUGAAGAAGGUGUCUUCCAGGAACUGGCAGUAGGACUGGGAGUUGAGCUUGACUCCAUCCUCAACCCGAAAAGGCCCCACAAGCUCAUCUUUGAUGAUACCAGCCCAAACCAGUACUCCACCUCCACCUUGCUGGCGUCUGAGUCGGACUGGAGCUCUCUGCCCUUUACCAAUCCAGCCACGGGCCCAUCCAUCUGGCCCAUCAAGACUCACUCUCAUUUCAUCAGUCCAUAAAACCUUAGAAAAAUCAGUCUUGAGAUAUUUCUUGGCCCAGUCUUGACGUUUCAGCUUGUGUGUCUUGUUCAGUGGUGGUCGUCUUUCAGCCUUUCUUACCUUGGCCAUGUCUCUGAGUAUUGCACACCUUGUGCUUUUGGGCACUCCAGUGAUGUUGCAGCUCUGAAAUAUGGCCAAACUGGUGGCAAGUGGCAUCGUGGCAGCUGCACGCUUGACUUUUCUCAGUUCAUGGGCAGUUAUUUUGCGCCUUGGUUUUUCCACACGCUUCUUGCGACCCUGUUGACUAUUUUGAAUGAAACGCUUGAUUGUUCGAUGAUCACGCUUCAGAAGCUUUGCAAUUUUAAGAGUGCUGCAUCCCUCUGCAAGAUAUCUCACUAUUUUUGACUUUUCUGAGCCUGUCAAGUCCUUCUUUUGACCCAUUUUGCCAAAGUAAAGGAAGUUGCCUAAUAAUUAUGCACACCUGAUAUAGGGUGUUGAUGUCAUUAGACCACACCCCUUCUCAUUACAGAGAUGCACAUCACCUAAUAUGCUUAAUUGGUAGUAGGCUUUCGAACCUAUUCAGUUUGGAGUAAGACAACAUGCAUAAAGAGGAUGAUGUGGUCAAAAUACUCAUUUGCCUAAUAAUUCUGCACUCCCUGUAUAUAUAUAUAUAUAUAUUUAGAGACAGAGAGACCUCCCCCCUCUUUGGGCAAAACAUGUCUAUAGAAAAUCCAGCAAGACCAGAUGAUCUUCUGCAAUGAAAUGGCAUAGGCAUCUAUUGCAUGUCACUCCUAACAACUAAGUAGAAAUGGCAGGAUUUGAAGGUCUACCCCUGUACAGAACUGCAAAAUGUGUUGGCACCUUGUAAAGUAUAAUAAUAAGGUGCAUUGCUGCAUUUAAAAAACAAUUGGUCCUACAUGAUGGAAUUAGUGCCCUCUUUGUCUCAAUUUUUAUCUUGUGAUUGCAAGGAAAUUCAGUGAAAUUCCAAAGCAAUAUUUUGAGUUUUUUUUAAUUUAUUUUUUUGCUUUUUUUAUUUUUAUUAAUUAUAGAGUCUUUCAUCAUGAAAACCUCAGUAAUGAUGACACAUUGUAAAAUACUGGGGCAUUCCAAGCAUUAGAACAGUCUAUGCUGUUAUGGCACAAGAAGCUCAAGCAGAUACAUUGGUUAUAUUUUUAUUCUAGACACAAACUUUAUACAAGUCUCCACUUCUAGUGUUAGAUUAUCUUCUCCUUUUCUAUAGAGCUUUACAUCAAGCAAAUAAAAGUUUCACUCCAUAUCCCCCACUGACCAGGGCUGCCAUCAGAAAUUUUGGGGCCCCUAACACAGCUCAAAGUCUAGGCUUCCGGGGCAGCUCUCCAAUCUCUCCCCCAUGGCCUGGCUUCAAAUUCACCCACGAGGAUGCAGUGUGUGUGUGUGUGUGUGUGUGUGUUGUGUAUGUGAUGUGUGUAAAGUAGACACGGUGUGUGAUAGGGCAUGUGUAGAGGAUGCACUGUGUGUGUGUGUGUGUGUGUGUGUAUAUAUAUAUAUAUAUAUAUAUAUAUAUAUAUAUAUAUAUAAACAUGAAUUUGGGGCAGGACACUAAAAUCAUUAGAUUAGUGGUACAUUGCUAUCUUCAUUUUAUUCAGAAAGGUUUCCAGGUUUAAAGUACAAGUUGAAAUAUAUCCCCACAUCCUAGGCUCCAUGGUUUCUGAAAGUAUUAAUAUUGGAUUUAAAAAAAACACUAUAGACACCCAGACCACUUCAGCUCAAUUAAGUGGUCUGGGUGCCAGGUCCCUCUAGUUUUAACCUUGCAGCUGAAAACAUAGCAGUUUCAGAAAAACUGCUAUGUUUACACUGCAGGGUUAAUCCAGCCUCUCGUUGCUUUCUCACUGACAACCACUAGAGGUCGCUUUCGCGAUUCUCACUGUGAAAAUCAAGGUGAGAAGAAGCUGACGUCCAUAGGAAAGCAUUGAGUAAUACCUUCCUAUGGGCUUUUUAAAUGUGCACAUGGCUCUGGCCGCGCAUGCGUAUUCGGCUCCACUCGUGAGCAAACGUCGGAGGGGGAGGAGAGGUCACCAGCGCCGAGGGAGCCCGGCACUGCAUAAAGGAAAGUGGCUGGAGGGGUCUUAAGGGGAGGGGGGCCAUGAGGGUGGGGGGCAACCUAAGGACUACAUAGUGCCAGGAAAACGAGUUAGUUUUGCUGGCACGAUAGUGGUCCUUUAAGAUGCGCCUUGUUUUUGGCUUCUGUGUAUAACGUCCCUUGGAUGUUGGGCAAACGUAAGAAACCAGAGUAAUCUGAAUGUACCUUUCCUGGUUAAAUAUCUUAUUAUUAUUAUUACAUUGGUCUGUUAAAUUACAAAAGCAUUUGGCAACUCCAAAUGUUUGUGGCGACGGUAUUAUCACUUCUAGAGAGCAAAAAACGGGGCCCUAGAGAAACACUUCUAGUUACACAAAUAUAUUUCUUAAAGGCUGUAUUACAUAUCUGCAGUUCAGAGCAUUGCGUCAGCAAGCUAAAUAAAUUAAUGCCACUAGCAGUCAUCUUCUUUUGUCUGGAAAAUAUUCAUAAAUAAUAUAUUGUGAAAUGUUGCAGAUAAGUCGUAAUGUCUCUAUUGCUUAGUUUUUGUGUUUAUUAAAAUGGCAUAAUAUUAAAUCUUAAAGUGAUACUUUCUGUGAUGUUCGGAGCGCCUGAGUUAACACCAACACUUUACAGUGCAAUGACGCCCAAAGGGAUAAUAGAAACAAAUGUUCUUUAUAGUUUGUAGAUAAAAUGGUGAAAAAAACAAUAUGAAUCUUUGCAGAUACGUGCAAUUUUACAUUCACCUCUGAUUAGGAAAAGCCUGACAGCAUUGUAUGCCCCAGCUACUUAAUGGCAAUUGUUGGUGUUCGCAGUCUAGAUCUUUCCUUUUUCAAAUGCUUUUAAAACGGCUGCAGAAUUAAAAAUAUAUGGACAUUUAUUCAGUGUUUUUUUUUUUUCCUUUGUUUGUAUUUUUAUUUUUAUUACCGAACUAUAUCACCAACUCUCAAUAACUACUCUCACUGCCUCUACCUCCAGAAAAAAACUGAAUUAAUCAAUAUUGCAAUUAAUGUUCAAAUAUAGAAUAUAAGAUUGGAAUGUAGGGCAGCUUGUGUGCUUGUUUCUUGAGUUGAAAACAGCUGUUCAAAAGUAGUUCCCUUGGUACUCUGUCAUCCCAGCAUCAUGGGAGUCAUGGGUUCAACAUCUGUUUGGGAUAUACCUUUGUGCCAGCCUGAAUUAAGAAAAUCAAAUUUACCUGUCUGCACCUUUGAUUUGUUGUCAUUAUUAUCAUUAAUUUCCACAUGUUUGUAUCUGGCCAUAGAGAUGAGUAUGUGAAUCUUCUUCCUGCAGGGUGGGACGCUCAUUGCUGUUGGGCUUGGAGUAGCGGCUGCAGCAUUUGCAGGUAAGAAAACAAAUUCUAUAUUUUUGCUGAAACCAAGGGAUUUUUUUUGUCAUUUAAAAGCACACUAUAGGCACCCAUACUACUUCCGCUCAAUGAAGUCGUCUGGGUGCAGUGUCCCAGAUCCCUUAAACCUGCAGUGGUAAUUAUUGCAAUUUUUAAUAACUCCACUUCUAGUGGUGGUCUACCAUGAGGACAUCCAGCGUCACCCGAAACCCCAUAGGAAAGCAUUUUACAAUUCUUUCAUGUGGGGGGAAGACCUGGGAAGGAGCGGAGGCGUAGCUGGACCAGUGCCAAGGGGAUUUGUUACCUUCUGCACCCGGGGGGGUGGGGGGGAUGGGGCACGUGAUGUUGGGGGGCUCUAUAGGGGGCUAUAGUGCCAGGAAACAACUUUGUUUUCCUAGCACUAUAGUUUCCCUUUAAGAUAAUUGUACAUCAGAUUAUUUUUAAGAAUUUAAAGAGACCCUGCAGUUGAAUGUAAUGGUUUCUUGUGUCUAUAGCCUUUCCUUAUAGUGUUUGCACUGUAAACACUGGCUUUUCACUGGCUAGUAACACCUCUAGUUGCAGUCACUCAUACAGCCAAUAGAGGUGCUUCCUAGUCCAGUGCUGCACAGUGUGAUGGAGGCAAAGCUAGGCACGACAUGGAAGAAAGGUAAGUUUUAAAACUUUAAUCUCCACAGAGUGCAUGAGGUUGGGGAGCUAAACAGUGAUUUUUCUGUUCUUACCCUCCAGCACAGGUCUUCACCUUGUAGAGAAAGCUCUACAAUGGAACUGUAAAUUAUGACAUUUUGCUCCUCCCUUUAGGUCUUUUAGCAAUUUAGUACAGGGUUUCUUUGCAAUACAGAUGUUAGGUGUCGUAACUGUAAUUAAUGUACCGUAUAUGGACUUUAUGAGCAACAGUUAUAUUCAUAUCGCUUGUUCUCCUCUGUUAUUCUUUUACCUAGUAUGGGGGGUUUAAUAUCUGUUGAUUUGGUGUCUGAAGUGGGAUGUGUUUGCAUAUCUUGGGUGCAUACAACUCUCACACUGGUCCCAUGGGUCCGAGCGUGUGCUGGGCUGAUAGACAGUGUUGCCAACCAAGGUUUGGAUAUCUUUUCCUGACAAGCUGCACUUAGUAUCACUCUGGUGAGCUCCUGAUCUCAAGUGAACAGUGACAGAUGGGAAUGCACAGAGAAAAUGCACACACAUCCGUUAGCAUAGCUGGACUACGAUGGAAACGACAAAAAAAAAUUGCUUGGUGAUCCUAGUACUUAAGUGCCACUCAAGACGUUGUUUACCAAUAUUUUUAAGUGGCGUAUUUGAGCAUUUUUGUUUAUUUUUCUCACAUCUGUUGUACAUUGCAAAAACUGAGUUACAUGUUUUUUUAUGCCAAUAUAUGUAUAAAGGACAAAUAAAAAAAUGACACAUCAUUAUAAAAACCACCAAUGCACAGAUUUCCAAUUUUGUCUUAUGUUUAUGAGUAAGUUAUGCAUCCUAUGCUUUAUAAACAUUUACAAAAAAAAGCCCAAACUGUGCAUAGCAUAGAAAGACGAAAUGCGUCCUAUCCCAAACUCCUGGUGAAUAUGCAAAAGGAAUGAGACUUAUGGUCAGAUUUGAGUAAAACGGAAUGCAAAUUCUCUAGUGUAAUGCUCCCAUCUGUGGUAGUGUUACAGAUCAAAUCUAUACCGAUAUUCUCUAAUAUAAUACCCAGUGAUAGGUGCUACUUUGGGGGUUUGAAGGGAGUCAUGUACUACUAGUUGAAUUAAGCUAUAUUAGUAUGUUAACGUCUACACUUUUUCAUUCUGUUUGAUAGACAUCAACGUGUGCAUUGGGAAUUUCUAGAAUGUCUUUGUUUGGACAUAUGUUUCUAGAUAUGUAAAAUCCUCCAGGGAAUGCCUGAUGUACUUUACUAACGUAGUGCUAUUCCAGGAUGUUACAAUUGCUAUCGUACUCUGUAUAUUCUUUAAUUGUCACAUUGUUUUGCCUGAUCCAUUUGAAAGCAUUAUUGGUGCAUGUAUGCAGAGUGGAAAUGCUGUUUGGUGUCUGGGUAUGUACUUUUUAUGAAGAGAUAUUUCCCUAUGUUACUACACUGUUUGCCUCACACCACUAUAGUCUCUACUAAUAUAUACUGCCCAGGGAUGAGGGUGGAGAUGCACAGAUUUUUCUCUGUACCUCCAGGAAAUAAGGAUUACCUUGCUGAUCACAACUGCUUCUCCUAAAGCCCCACAUCCAUACAAUGACAUACUAUGAUCUUAUCAAGGAGAGCAGAAUUGCGCCAUAUACAGGUUUAAACCUCAUAAAUUACACAUGAAAGGGGUCAUGGGAUAGCCAUGUAUUAGCUGGUAGCAUGCCUCCCAAUCCAUGCGGGAGUUCAUCUGUAGAGAUACUGAAUAUUGAGCAAGUCUUAAUGUGAAAAAAACACCUUAAUUAUUUAAAAGUCCAUAAAUCUCGAGAAAGUGUAAAAUGUUUUUUUGUUUUUGUUUAUUUUGUUUUUUUAAGGUCGCUUCGCAUUCCAAUUAUGGAAACCUUUGGGACAAGUUAUUGUAGAAAAUGCCAAAAAAAUUUCAACUCCAGUAAGUGUGAAUUUCUCUAUUUUUUAUAAAUAAAACAUAGCUGUGCAAGCUUUCAUUCUAAUUCCUAGGUUCAGCUUCUGGUCAUGUUCCAAAGUGUGAUAUUGCUGUGAUUUAUUUAUUUAUUUAUUUAUUUUUCCCUCUACAACUUGUUUUCUUUUAUUUUCCAGAGCCUUUCAUAUUAUUACAAAGGAGGAUUUGAGCAGAAAAUGAGUAGGAGAGAAGCAAGCCUUAUUUUAGGUGUCAGGUAGGUGUGCAACCUUGUACGUCUAUUGCGUCUUCCUUUUUUAUUAUGAAAUGUACAUUCUGCGUUUCAUUAAAUCUCUUCAGAAUAAUAUGUAAUUUGCUAGAAUUUAUUCUGAUUUGUUGACAGUUAGAAAGACAGCCAACUGAAAUGGGGCACAUCUGUAGCUGACCUUAUUAAAUGAAUUAACUGCCACAAUGACUGACCUCCUUUUACUUUGAUAUACAUUUUAUCCCUUGUCAAAGUGUUCAUUCUAAAGAUAACUAUAUCUUCUUUGUGCGUGUAACAAUUCAAAACCAUUAGCUAAAACCUGUCAUUUCUUGUUAGCACAUUUAAUAACAUCUUUCAUAUUUAAUAAGUGUUAGCAUUAGCCUCAUUGAGUUAUCAAUCUGAGCAAGCAGACCACAAUCAUCCAGUUUGUCAUGAGUGUUGCUGCAAAUGUUCCCUUUUUAGUUAUUUUCCAAGUUUUUUUUUACCCCCAGACUAUGAAAUUACCAUGUGAGCUCUCUUAUGUUUUGUUCUUUAAAAAUAUUUUUUUUAAAAUACCAUUUGUAGAUGUCCGAUUCCUUCUGGUAUUUUAUCAUCGUUUUUAUCCACCUGCAUUUUUCUAUUUGUACUCUUAUUUAUCAGCUGUUUUGUCACAAAAUCGGAUUCCUAUGUUGGUUGAGAAGGUGACCAAAAGAUGUUAUUUGCAGUUAAUAUAUUAGGGUGGCUUUUUAAAAAAAAAUUUUUUUUUUAUUAUUAAGCUGUAUUGGGCUAGAAUGUAGUUCUUUGUCUUGGCCACAAGAUGGCAAAAGUCACCCCUUUUCUGCUUCACCUAACUAUGAAAUGUAAUUUACACCAUAUAGUUGAUGCAGUUUAUUGUAAACUUUACUUUUACAGUCCAUCUGCUGCAAAGUCCAAAAUUCGGGCUGCUCAUCGGAAAAUAAUGAUUUUAAAUCACCCAGAUAAAGGUAAAAUAAAUUUUUAUUUUUAUUUCUUAAUUUGAUGUUACUGUGUAAAAAUAUUAGAGAUGUGUAGAUCAAUUAUUUUUAAUCUUGAAAGCCACAUACAGGUAAAAUUAUUUUAUCUACUGUUAAAGCAUACGUUUAAAUUGCAAGUGAACCUGUGUAUCACAAGAAUAGUGGAUAUUUUCAGAGAUAACAGUUUUGUCAAAAGAGACAUAUGUAUCCUAACAGCAGAGCAUAAUCCUUUUUUAUUACCAACAAAUAAAUUAUUGUGCUAAAUGAUAGCAAUACCAAUGAUUACAAUAAAUAGCUUUUUGAAUAAAACAUAGACUUUAAUUUGUUUUACAUCUUCCAGUACCUUUAAACUGUCAUUAUCUUGCAGAUAAAUAUUUUUAUUGUAUUAUCUAAGUAAUCUCACCGAUGGGUCCAGAAACACAUUUAUUACAUUUUCCUGGUUUCUGUGCUAUAGCGUCGCUGGACGUAUUCACGCUAUGUGAGGACCUCCAGCGUCGCUAAAAUUCCCAUAGGAAAGCAUUGAAAGCAUUUUCAAUGCUUUCCUAUGGAGAGGUCUAAUGCGCAUGCUUGUCGGCGGGGGAGGCGCGUGGGCGGAUCCUAAACCAGCGCCGAGGGACAUCGGCGCUGGUCUCAGGUAUGUCACUGAAGGGGUUCUAACCCCUUCAGCAACAUGGGGUGGGAGGGAGAGGGGACCUGCAGUGCCAACGAUUUGUUUUCCUGGCACUGGAGUGUCCCUUUAAUCUACAUUUGCAUAGUACUGUGUUAUUUAAAAAAGGAAAUACAGAAUAUCAUACACAUUGUAUAUGUCUAAAAUUGGAACAGAUAUUUUGAGGUAGGCAGUGAUGAACCGUAUAAAAUUAAUCUUUAAUUAGGAUUACCUACUAUUAUUUAAUGGAUGUUUUACUGCUGCUUACAUAGCUUUAAGCACGGCUACUUCUGUGAUUUUACAGAGGAAAGGAUCAAUGUUUUAUUUUUGUAGAUGAAAGUGUGAUUGCCACUUUUGUUUUAUAGCUGUUCUGAUUUUACUUUCAACAUAGUCUGGUCAUUCUAUAUUCUCAUUACAGAUGUGGAAUUCCAUGUUGUGUGUGACAGACAUUGGUUGUGAUUGACAUUUUUACUAAAAUGUUUAUGCCCAGAUGACUUUACACUAUGGUCCUACUUUCCUGGUGCCAUAGCAACAGUUUCCUUGCUUUAGUAAACCUGAGUACAGAAACAGAAACUAGCCAAGGUAUACACAGUGAAAUAAUAUUCAAUCUUUACAUUGCACAUUUUUGAGGCAUUUAACUACAAUAUAGCAUUGAAAUUAGCAGUGUUGUUAAACGGGUUUCUCUCGACGUCCAUAAACAAACACUACAACCACCAUGACAAUUACAACGUAAUGUUGUGGUGCCAGUGUUAAUUUUGCCGACUAACAAUUUUAGUCAAACUUUAGUCAACUAAAACAAUUCAGAUGACUAAAAUACGACACUGCACCGAGGGGCUGUUAAAGGAGCGAAAGAGACAGACCAGGGCUUGGGAGAGAGACACCUAGAGGGGCUGGCGGUCACAAAGAGACCGAGAGGGGCCGGGAAAGGGGCAAAGGAGACAGAUAGAGGCUUUAACUAAACCCAUUAGAUUUUAGUCAUGUUGACUAAAAUCUACUGGAGAUUUAGUCGACUAAAACAAUUCAGAUUACUAAAAUACAACUAGAACGGCUUUUAGUAAAAAGACUAUAACUAAAACUGGAUUGAAAUUUGCUGCCAAAAUUAGCACUGUGUAGUGCCUGGAAGUUAUGGGUAAAGUCCAACCAGUUUUUGUUAAAUAGUUUUCAAUAGUUUUAACAAAACCCUGAGGAUUAUCAGUGUCCAAAAGCCUAUUCAAUCUGGUUAAGGCAUUAUAUUAUGGAAGGUUAGUGUUUCUCUGAUAUAUUUUUGCUAUACAAAGUGGUGAGCACCAUUUAUAUAUAUAUUUUUUUUUUUUGGAAAAUCUCUUUUAUUGAGUUUUUGUAUUUCGUAUAUUCAUUUAAGACAAAUGUAGAAUUGAAACAAUAUGGAUGCGCAGGUCCCAUGCUUUAUAACGUUAUGCAAUUGUGAACAAAGGAAAUUUACAUAGGAAGGUUCCAACGGACAUAGUAGCAUUAUACGGCUGAUGCUGCCUGCUCUAAAGACCGUAAAGACACAUACAAUUCUGGUCAGAGCACUAUAGGGUAUCGAGCUAUCUUCAUCACCCUACCGUCAGUACGUGGGACUAUCGACCACCCCUUUGGUUAUGUGUUCCUGAGCGUGUCCUACAACUAAUGGGUCCUUAGGUAGCUUGUGUAGUUGUGCUCACUCAAGGUGUGUGCCAGGCUGGGCUAGGGUAGUUCAGGAGACUCUGUGUGAUGUCCCCGGUUCCCUUUAUGUGUCAUUAUGGAUCCGUGGGCACUGCUGAUGAGUGUAUGGUCCUUCUGGAAGUGGGCCAUCUCCUCUAGCCUACCCUAAAAGGGGGGAGGGGGAUGGUGGGUGCGCGUAUGUUUGUGGGUCGUUCCAAGAGACCCGAUAGGCAGGGAUGAGUGGUUACCGUGUUUGUUGUACAUAUUUGAUCUGAUGCGUUCCUAUUACAGGGCAGUUUCCUUUUGCUGGGGUGUUCAAUCCCCAUCCUGUUAAGUGCGUAAAUGUGUUAAAAAUUAUAAGGGAAAGUUAAAGAAAUGUUUAGUAGUAGGGUAAGAGGAAAAGAAUUGGAAGAAAAAAGAGUUGCCGUUCGCCUCGGAUGCAGUUCGAAUUGGGGGUGUGAGAGGAGGUUUGAAUGGCCAUGCCCCAGUGAGUCACCCUCCCUCCCAGGGUGUCCCCCCACAGGCUGCUUAUCUCUAGUUGUUCUGAGACACGAAUGUAUACCAUGGUCGCCACAUUUCUGCGUGUCUGUCUCUCCUCCCAAGAAGUGAAGCCUGGAUCGCCUCCGCCCCCUGAAUGUCCUCCACCCUGCGGAUCCAUUCUUCCAGUCGGGGCGUCUCCGUCCAUUUCCAGUAUAGCGGGAUCAAAGCUUUGGCUGCAUUAAGUAGAUGACAUAAAAUUGAUUUCUUGUAUGCGGCAAUCGACAUUGUUGAAAUAUGUAGAAGGGGUAGUGUUGCCGCCCACUCGGGUGUUUCUCCCAAAAUCUCUGCUAUUUUCUCUGGGAUCAUCUCCCAGUAUGGGACUAUGAGGCGACAAUCCCACCAUAGGUGUAUUAUCGUGCCUCUUUCCUCGAGACAUCUCCAGCAUGUCGGUGAUAUUGUAGGGAAAAUUCUGUGGAGUAGUAUCGGUGUCUUGUACCAAAGUGCGAUUAAUUUGUAAUUCGUCUCUUGGUAGUGAGUGCUAAUGGAGCUUUUGUGUUGCCAGAAUAAUGCGCCCUCCCACUGUUGGGGGGUAAAGGUGGUAUCCAUCAGAGUCUCCCAUUGCCUACGGAAGGUGUUGUUUUCUGCUAGGUUACCCACCAGGAGAUGUUGGUAUAAGGUGGAUACGGUUUUGUCUAGCAAGGAGCAUUUAUAUUUUUUGUGUGUGUGUGUAUGUGUAUGUAUGUGUGUGUGUGUGUAUAUAUGUAUAUAUAUGUGUAUAUAUAUAUAUAAAUAAUUCAAAAUGAAUCCUAGAGAAUAAAUAAUGUUCUUAUGAUGUCCUCAAAAUGUUGGUGCUGUUUGUUUAAAAUGCAAAGGAGUGAGGUGGGGUGAGGCCUGCUCGAUCAGCCAAAUAAAUGUUGAUGCUGGAGCUUUCACAUUUAAAGUUCCCUGUCUGUAAACUUGCCAUAAAAUAAUAAUGCCAUUCAGAGUUUUGAAAUUACAGGCUGCAGAACCAGAGCAGAAAUGCUGUAACUAGCCAGGUUUUGAAUGUAAAUGAUUUAUUUUACAGAGAGACUAUUAUUAUAACGUCUAAGUAGACCGCAUCUGCUGGAAAUAAAGCAUGUCCAUAUGUUCAAUGCUGCUUCGGCUUAAAAAUAGCAGAUGGUAAAAUAUUAUGCUGUUUCAAAAGUCAAACUGAGAAAACGUAUAUUACUUUAUUUUUUUAUUUUUAUUUUUUGCCUUGGAUUUGGCCAGAUUUUCUGUGUCCUCCACCAUUUGACUUCAAGUUGCUGACACUUUACUUAUAACAACAAAAAUACUUUUUGUGAUUUUGGAAGUGUAGAUAAGAAGAUAAAACAACUAUAAACAAAACCAUGGGAAUGCAGGCAUGAAAUCAUUAGGGAAUUAUGAAUUGAAUGGAUUGAAUGUAACAAUUUUAAAAUGAAUGUACUUCUGCUGUUAAAAUAUACGUACAUAGGCCUUUAUUUAAUACUUUUGGAUAAGCUUUUCAAUUAUUUAAUGUUUUUGGAUAAAUAUUUUUACUUUUUUCAAAAUGUUUGAACCUGAAAAAAAGAUAUUUUUCCCAAUGGUGAUUUUACUAUUUUGGAAACUAUUUUAAUAAAGUGUAUUCUAAAAUACUACGUAAUUUAAAAAGCUUAUCCUAAAAUAUUAAAUCGAGGCUGUAGAUAGAACACUUAAAAUAUAUCAUAUGAAUUAGUUUGACAGAGGGACAUUGUUAGAUUUUAUAAAAUUUGCUUGCAAGCCUAGAAUAUAUAUAUAUAAAAUACUGAAACUGAUUAUACCCCUGCUCCAGGUAUGUGUAGAACAUUUGAUAUUAUAAAUUUAUACUGUGUUUUUUCAAAUUUUUUUAGUCUAAAAUUGGGGGGCCGUCUUAUACACGGAAUGUCACUGCAGGGGUUAAAACAAAAACCUUGUGCGCGGGCCUAAGCCAAGAUGGUGCCUGCCGCAUUUCAGUGUGCCACGGCCCACACACAUUCCUGGCCUCCCUCCUGCCUAUCCACUUCUGAAUGCUGUGGCAAGGAGAUAGAGGUCCCUAUAUGUGUGGGAACUGCAGCAGACACCAGCACUUAUCACCAACAUAUUAAGAUUUGCUCCACCUCAGGUAGGUCUUACUUUCUGAGUUAUUUAUGAUGGAGGAAAUGGGGAUCAGAGGGAAUACUACUGUGAUGUCCCAGCAUAUGCCCUCACACCACCUGCUGUAUUGUGGGAGCUGUAGUCUCCCAGCAUGCACUAUGGAGCUAUUCACUUCAGAGCGUACCGUAGCACAGGGGAGAUAUGGAAUCAGAAGUGUGUUGUUGUCCUCAAGUCGCCUCUAAAAUAUCAAAGUUGUUCUAUUUCAUGUUUAAACUACUUAUUUUUUUAAUUUUGAGCAUAAAAAAAAAUAGGGGUCAUCUUAUAGUAAGUGAGAAAAAGACAGAGGACCCGACGCGCGUUUCGGUGCUUAAAGCAUGUACCUUCGUCAGGGGCUAUAAUGUCUUUUUCUCACUUACUUCUCAACACUGGGCACUUUUCACUAUGUGCAGGCAACCAACGUUCUAAGUAUGGUUCUGCACAUUAGCACUAUUUAAUUUAUUUUAUUUUCUACCUCUCUUUUCUUUCCAAUCCUGUAUCUAUUAGUCAUGAAUAGAAGACACAUUAGUAACCAAGAUUGAUUCUUUUCUAACAUUUACAGUUUGUUCUCCUUUCGGAUAAUGUGUAUUCAUUUUAUUUAGAUACAUUUGUUUCAAUUGCCCUUACAAGUGCUGGCUAUAUGAGAAAUCAUUAUUCUGUACAACGGGCAGUGAGACAUCAAGGUUUAAAUGGUCUCUUACUGUUGUUGUACCUGGAUUUUUGAGUGGUUUAGUCACUUCCAGCACUUUAGGACAUUAUAUUAGAGAUUUGGAAAGCCCACCGUGACUAUAUUCGGUUAGAUUUAUACUGACCAUGGAGACAGUGACAAAUCAAGUUACUAAUAAAGUCAGAAGUCUGAGGGUCAUUGAUUAAUACGGCGGUUUUAUGAGAGGUUUAGCUUAAAGGCUUAGUUAUUAUUAUUUUUAUUUUACUUUGGAUGUUUCUAGGGACUGGUACAAGGAGAUUUUUCUAUACAUUAUUAAGGUUAAUAACACACUUUUGCAGAUCAUAUAUUCAUUAUUCAAUUCCAGUUUAAUCCGUACCACAGGAGUAUCUCCAGUGUUUAGGAUUUUUUUUUUCUUUUUGUAAAUUCUAUUUAGGGGUUAAGCCCCAGGACAAUAACUGGAGUGUCCUUUAAGGUGUGUUUUUUGGGGGGUUCCUUGGGUGUUUGAUUCUCCCAUAUCCUGGGUUGAACUCCCACCACAGAUCCCCAAUAUUCUGUUUCACAUUUUAAUAACUGCUCAUUUAUAUCCGGUCAUUGCACUAUCAUUUUUGCAAUAUUGCAUAAGCAAUGAUUUAUAUAAUGCUAAGUAUGUUAUGAUUUGAAAUAAGUAAAAUGGAUAUGGUUCCUAGAAUAAUAUCAUGCCAUUUACUUAACUCUGCUAAAUGAAAACUUAUAAAAGUGUCUGGGAAACGUAUUCUAGAAAAGCAUGCAUUAUUCAUAGUAUAUACAGUUGCAAGAAAAAGUAUGUGAACCCUUUGGAAUGAUAUGGAUUUCUGCACAAAUUGGUCAUAAAAUGUGAUCUGAUCAUCUAAGUCACAACAAUAGACAAUCAUAGUCUGCUUAAACUAAUAACACACAGAGAAUGAAAUGUUGCCAUGUUUUUAUUGAACACACCAUGUAAACAUUCACAGUGCAGGUGGAAAAAGUAUGUGAAUCCCUAGACUAAUGACAUCUCCAAGAGCUAAUUGGAGUGAGAUGUCAGCCAACUGGAGUCCAAUCAAUGAGAUGAGAUUGGAGGUGUUGGUUACAGCUGCCCUGCCCUAUAAAAAACACACACCAGUUCUGGGUUUGCUUUUCACAAGAAGCAUUGCCUGAUGUGAAUGAUGCCUCGCACAAAAGAGCUCUCAGAAGACCUACGAUUAAGAAUUGUUGACUUGCAUAAAGCUGGAAAGGGUUAUAAAAGUAUCUCCAAAAGCCUUGCUGUUCAUCAGUCCACGGUAAGACAAAUUGUCUAUAAAUGGAGAAAGUUCAGCACUGCUGCUACUCUCCCUAGGAGUGGCCGUCCUGUAAAGAUGACUGCAAGAGCACAGCGCAGACUGCUCAAUGAGGUGAAGAAGAAUCCUAGAGUGUCAGCUAAAGACUUACAAAAGUCACUGGCAAAUGCCAACAUCCCUGUUAGCGAAUCUACAAUACGUAAAACACUAAACAAGAAUGGAUUUCAUGGGAGGAUACCACAGAGGAAGCCACUGCUGUCCAAACAAAACAUUGCUGCACGUUUACAGUUUGCACAAGAGCACCUGGAUGUUCCACAGCGGUACUGGCAAAAUAUUCUGUGGACAGAUGAAACCAAAGUUGAGUUGUUUGGAAGAAACACACAACACUAUGUGUGGCGAAAAAAAGGCACAACACACCAACAUCAAAACCUCAUCCCAACUGUGAAGUAUGGUGGUGGGGGCAUCAUGGUUUGGGGCUGCUUUGCUGUGUCAGGGCCUGGACGGAUUGCUAUAAUCGAAGGAAAAAUGAAUUCCCAAGUUUAUCAAGACAUUUUGCAGGAGAACUUAAGGCCAUCUGUCUACCAGCUGAAGCUCAACAGAAGAUGGGUGUUGCAACAGGACAAUGACCCAAAGCAUAGAAGUAAAUCAACAACAGAAUGGCUUAAACAGAAGAAAAUACGCCUUCUGAAGUGGCCCAGUCAGAGUCCUGACCUCAAGCCGAUUGAGAUGCUGUGGCAUGACCUCAAGAACCAGACAUCCCAAGAAUUCACACCAGACAUCCCAAGAAUAUUGCUGAACUGAAACAGUUCUGUAAAGAGGAACGGUCAAGAAUUACUCCUGACCGUUGUGCACGUCUGAUCUGCAACUACAGGAAACGUUUGGUUGAAGUUAUUGCUGCCAAAGGAGGUUCAACCAGUUAUUAAAUCCAAGGGUUCACAUACUUUUCCACCUGCACUGUGAAUGAUUACAUGGUGUGUUCAAUAAAAAAAUGGCAGCAUUUCAAUCUUUGUGUAUUAGUUUAAGCAGACUGUGAUUGUCUAUUGUUGUGACUUAGAUGAUGAUCAGAUCACAUUUUAUGACCAAUUUGUGCAGAAAUCCAUAUCAUUCCAAAGGGUUCACAUACUUUUUCUUGCAACUGUAUGUAUAUCUUUUUUCAAGUGUUUGUAAAAUGCUCAAACAUGUAUGUGCUACUUGUGGAUAUACAUUAACAAAGCAUUUUAUAAUAAGCUAUAUAUAUAUUUUAUGAAUUAUUUUUAUUAUGUAUUUUCACAGAAAAUAGCUAAUGGCAAAGAAUAUUUUAUAUACCCAAUGCCAAAAAGCCUGUGUAAACCCUUAGCCCGUUAAUUUGAAGAUUUAUUUAUAUCUAGAAAGGGAAACUGACCUUAAAGACUGGGCCUUUAAUUGAUGUAAAUGUGCAUAAAGCAAAAGCAAUCAGAAGAUAUCAAAAUUGGUGCUCUAAGUGUGCUAAUGGGCCAUUAUCUGCCAUCACAAUCUGUUUUUCUGGAUAUCUUAACUGAUGGUCCAUAGUUGUCAGAUUAAUUUUCCUUAUGUUGCCAAUCUUUCCUCAACCUCUGUUUCAUAGAGAUACAUUUUUUUGCCUAAUAAUUUCACAAUUUCAGCAAGUGUUCAAAAAUAUUCCUCAAAGUGCUUCAUUAAUAGUAGGAGUUGGUGGGUCUAUCUAAUGUGUAACAUGCUGCCCAACUGUAAUGUUGAAUAGGUGUGAAUUAUGAAUAAUGGGUGUCUUUAAUCUACAUGUAUAUGCUCAUACAAUGUACUUUAAAAUGUAGAAAAUAAAAUAAACCUUUAAGACCAAUUACAACUGGCAUCACUGGAGCUCCUCGCUCUGCUCUCACCUUAAAAGAUACUUAGCUUAGAGUCCAGUUCCUCACAUUUAUUUCUUUCCUUUAACCAAAGGGUGGUCAAGGUAGCUCUACUGCUAAUAUGGAACUGCAUCUUCAGGUUUUUUUUGUUUUGUUUUUGUCAUCCUGUGGGUGGCAAAGCAUCAUGGGAUACAUCAUUCUUGAGCAGCUGUAGCAAUUACCACCAUUGCCAAAGCAUCCAUGUGCAUUUUAUUUUUAAAAAAUGGGGAAGAAGGGGUGGUCUGACUGUGGAGCGACCUGGAUGCAUUUGAGUAGAGCUCCGCUCCAAACACGCUGUCAAGAGCUUAGAUAAGCUAUAUUUCAUUCUGCUACUCCGUGAAUUAUGGAGAAACCCUAAAAAACACCCUUACCUCGGUUCUGGACCUGCUUGCCAAAAAAUCAGGAUGUCGGAAGGCCAAGAUGUCCUGCUUCCUAGCCGCCCUCGCCACGUGCCUCUUCUAUCGUGGAGCCCUCACCAGGCGAUACCUCGCAGAUACUGGCCAAACUGGCUGAAAUCCAGACCUACUUGGCAGGAGAAAUUGAGAAAUCGACAACAGUCUUACCGGCCGAAAUAUCCGCCCUUGGCACGGGAACCGCACGGCUGAAAGAACACCUUGAAAGUACCACCAGGGCGCAUAAUGAUGUAGUCAGCCAUCUAAAUAGGCUUACCCCUUGCAAGGCCAAGACGGAAUUGGCAAUGGAAGAUAUCGCCAACCGACCACAGAGAAACCAUCUCUGCCUGAGGGGCCUUACGGAAAAGGAUGGUUGUGACGGAACGCUGGCACUCCGACUGAGUACCUCCGCCAAUCGAUGCUCCUAGUGCUCGCUGAGGACUCCAAGCACUCCAACCGACACCAUCAGCACUGCAGACCCCACUUCCAGCAAUGCAACUGCGCCGGGGUCUCUGCUGUUUCCACCCACCAUGGACCCAAGGCCAGGAUCCAGCUUCCAGUGGGUGAACCUCUCUUUCCCCAGAGAGCAGUAACAGGAACAAAUCAAGCUAUUGCAAGAGCUUCCUCUGGGGAGUAAGUGAUUAUAGCAAUCCCCAGAGUGUAGGUAUCCCUUCCCCCAAACAUGAGCCAAGGCUUAAUGCUGGAACAAGACUGAUUUACUGGCACACAGAACUCACAAUUUAUGCAACACAAAACUCCUCCUCUGGGCCAGGCUAGAUAAUUGAGUUUCUACAAUACACAAAGCUCAAUUAUCUGCUGGCCAGAAAUUAUACAGUUUCAUAAAACACACAGGGACCCCAAAACAUGCAAUAACCCCAUAAAAUAUAUCCUUGGAACUGGGGGAUCUGGGUGAACCACAUAUCCAAAAUUCACCCAGAUCCGUUCAGUACUUUGGAAAAUACAGUUUAAUGCAGAUUCUGCAGAACAUAUACAGGCUAAAUAAAAACAAUCACUGUAUAAUGUGUCCCCUGCUGUAUAGUCCAAAACCACCGCACGAUGUCUCUGUGCAAAUACUGGCGAGAUGGCACCGUGUUGAAAAGUCCAAACAGUGUCUGUGAGUUAAAAUGGCCGCCAUCCAUUGUUCUCACCAUGUGCUUCUGAUACAUGAAAUGGUGGCCACCCAGUAACUCCACAGUAUGUCCCCAGAUGGUUCUUAAAGGGCCAGCAGCAGCACAACACAAAUCCAUUAUGCCCAAAUCAUGUCUUUAAAGGGCAAUACAUCCCAGGGGCCAUAGUCACAGGGCAAGAGGCGGGCAAGCAGUCCUCUCCAGGCACAAGUGGCGAAGGGUACUUCGUCACAGUGGUGAGGGACCCUUUCAAGAUAUCCUGCUCGACAUACUCAAACCGCUAUUAUCGGAUAUCCCAGAAAACCAGUGGCAUAUCGAGAGGGCGCAUAGAGCUCUCCGUGCAAGGAGGCCCGACGCCAACUCUCCAAGGGAUGUAGUAAUUAGAUUUUUACACUUUCAAAUGAAAGAGGCCCUGCUUCGGAAGAGCAGAGAAGGACAAAUCAAGUUUGAAGACGCUGAACUUACCCUAUACCAGGACAUGGCACCCAGCGCCACUGCUGGACUGGUCUUCGUUAUGCCUGGGGCUUUCUUCCGAGACCUUGGCCUAACUCCCCCGCUCAAUUUACUUACUGUUCCUGUAACAUCGGAGGACCUGAGCUUCCUACCGAAUGAAUGGCAUGAGGUUGGAGCACAGGGACACUGACCUCUCCAAAGGGUAUGGUAUGGCUGUAAUUGGGAAUGGGUACAAAUACCCAGGGGACUAUUUCACCAGUCAGAGCUCACAGUGGUUGGUACCGGGACUGUUUGGGUGGAUGGGAGAACAGGAGUGGGCCCUCCACCGCGCAUAUUUUUGACACAGGGUUAAUUGGGAGGCACAUGCCGGCUAGCUAGAGGCCAAUUGCCAAGAGGCAUGCUCAGAUGGCUCGGGGAAUAGAGCUGUUGGGGGUGAUAUGAUAAAGGCCUCUUGUUUACCACCCGGGAAUGGCCACAUGCAGCCCCAAACAGCUCCCUACUUGGCUGUGGACUCUUCCUUGGUGGACUGGGUGUUCUUACUUGGUGGACUGGGUGUCACUGGAGGCUCCCCUGAGCUCUAUCAUACCCGCAACAGGACACAGUUCUGGUAUCAUUUUGCAUUCAACCCCUAUGGGUCUCCUACGCUACAACUGCUGUAACCUCUUCUUUUUUUUUUUUUUUGCCUCACUGCUGCUCCCGCAGCAAAUGAGGGAGCUUGUGGCCUUCCAACAGGAGACAGAUAGGGGAUCUCAGCAAAAUAGUUUUUUCUUGUAUAUUGUUUAUUGCGUAUUUCAAGGUGCACUCUUACAAUUUUUUUUUUUUCUUUUUAGGCCAUUUUUGUAUAACUAUUAGUUACUUGCCUAACACCCUCUGUCUUGUUUAAUGCUCCCUAACAGUAAAACACAUACUGUAGAUAUGGCAGGCUCACCAUUCCCUGCAACCAAAUAUUUAUGUGAUAUAUAAGUGUUGACUUAUAGUGAUAUCAAAAUUUAUAUUUCAAAAUCUCUCCCGUGUACCACCCAGAAGGCCACAACUUGGCUAGCCUUACCCAUCACCUGUUAAGAGGGGACCAGGAGUUGUAGAAUGGUGGGUGAUUGCCGCUGAACUGGUCUACUAGGACAGUUAAAUCCCAGGAGGAAGCUAUGGGUUAAAGAGGAGAUUAAUAGCUACUGUGAUAUUGCUAUAACAUAAUCAAUGGGAGUGGAACUUCCCCUAGUUCGCACAUAUGUUUGGGUAUUCCCUCCCCCGACUAAUAACAUGCCCUCACAGCUGGCUGGGAAGUUGCUAGGAUAUGCUUAAGACUUCUCCACAAACGACAUAGCAUACUCUGAAAAAAAUACUAAGGAAUACCUUAUACGUAUUAGAAGGGACUUGUCCACUGACGCGGGUAAUUUACCCUUACAAACUGGCUGAGUCAUGGCACCCCACAAAAUAGGCCCCCGAUUCCUUUUCCGCUUCAGACUACUGAGGCCCUAGCCAACGACUGGUAGACCUCCUUUUGUUGCUUUAUACUGGUAGCCCCUGUUUAUGAGUUGCUUGACUCCUUAGACAAAUGUCUGACACCUUUCUUCCCACCUCACUUACUUGAAUCCUGGGACAACCUUAGACCAGUAUUACAUGCUACAUCUCUGAGGCUAUCGUUUCCCAUUAGCUGAAUAGGUGAAGGGGGUGAUUAGAGCAGCCAUCAGUGGAACCCAUGCCUACAGAAGGCCUUCUGGUACCCACUGUUCCUACGCCCCAUCUGUGUAUACAAUACUACCCCUCAUUGUCAGCCGGAAUGAGACAAGGCCGAUAUUCACUGGGAUAUUAAUGCAGGUUCAAUGCUUGUUAAUAGUUUUACAUGUUUACAUUACUGUUGUUUUCUUCUCUCCUGAUCUAUGUAUGAUAAUAUCGCUACAGUAGCAUGUAUAAGCGCUAUAUAAAAGUACUACGGUAGCACCGCAGCGUGUACUGGUUUAGGCUCAUGGACCCACAUCCCUUGCGAGCGCUAGGUGCGGUGGAGGUGCCAGACCAUGUACCCCAACUGGGUCUGGCGAUUGGUAAGACCAGACGAUUUCCACUCGUUUCCAGGUGCACGUCUAGUGUACCUCUUCACUUUCUUUUCUGUACUUUCUUUCCUAUUUCCCUUUAUCCACUGGGGUCAGGGCAAGCAGGAGGGGUUUGGCAAUGCCUUGGGGGAGCAGAGGUGGUCGUACUCGAUAGCAUUAUACUUAGAACGGGACAAUGGCUAUAAAUUUUACCUCAUGGAAUAUAAAGGGUCUUAAUGCCCCGACCAAGCGAUGCCUCCUAUUCCGUGAAUUGAAGAAGAUGAAGUCAGAUAUUCAUUCAAGAGACGCUUGCCUAAACAUGUUGGCUUCAGAUUAAGGGACCACGCAUAUGGCACAAUUUACGAAGCUCGAGCACACUGCAAACGCAAUGGGGUUGCCAUUCUGAUCCCGAAUUGUUGCCCAUUACGACUUACGUCUUCUGAACUAGAUUCAGACGGGUGCUAUAUCACUGUAUCUGGCACUUUGUUUUCCCACACAAUUCACUUAAUUAUUGUCUAUGUGCCAAAUCAACCUGAUCCUGUGUUCAACGCAGUGCCGUGCCCCACCGUAGACAGAAGGGUAUACCUAGAUCUCAAUGGAGAGUAGGGCAGGAGAGGGCUUGUGGAUGUGUGGAGGGCACAUCAUCCAAGUGACAUUGAUUAUACUUUUUAUUCAGCCCCACAUGGCACUUACUCCAAAAUAGACCUAUUUUUGGAUUAAUGAUUGUAGCUUAGCCCAAAUCACAGGAUCGUCGAUUGGAUCCAUUGUAUGGUUUGGUAAUUCUGAGGUGACCCUUACCCUAGGGUACCUCUGGGUAGCAUAUCCAUGGACAUGGAAACUUAAUACGUCCUUAUUAAGAGACCGAGAGCUCACGGAGCAAAUCCAUACUGAAAUAAUGGAGUUUUUUUCAUUCAAACAACACCCCUGACCUGAGGGUAGGUGCAAUAUGGGCAGCCCACAAGACGGUAGUGAAGGGUACUCUUAUCAAGCUAGCAACCGCAAAAAAGAGAAUUAAAUGUCAUAGGUUAGACAGACUCCUGACUGAACUUAGAACGUUAGAACAAACGCAUCAACUUCGCCCUGAGGAAGGAACUCUACGACGUCUAGAAGCAGUACUGUACUUAAUAAAAGAACUACUCCUACAUGACACCGCUAAGUCUAUAACUUGGUCCAAACUGACCUUUUACGAGAAAGCAAAUAAAAUGGACACCCUUCUUGCUAGGGCCCUUAAGCCCCGACAGACACGCUCUAAUAUCACUUCCAUACGACAUACUGAUCUCUCUAUCGGAAUGUCUGCGGAAGGCGCAUAGAACAACACUCACUAACAGCGGACCCAGAGAAACUUUAUAACCAUAAUUACGUGCUCAUGAUAAAACUACUGAUCCAGGGAUAUGGAAAAGUGGACUGAUAAACCCGUAUCGUGGAUAGGAUGGAUUCACUCCGUUAAAAUGAAUAUCUUGCCGAGAAUCCUCUUUUUGUUCCAGACCCUACCUUUACAUCUCACUAGGGCACAACUAUUACCCUUACAACAAGAAAUCGGGCUUUUCUUUGGCAGCAUAAACGGCACAGGAUAUCAAGACAUAUCUUGUACCGACCGAAAACGCAAGGCGGACUUGGUUUACCUAACCUAUAUUUCUAUUAUUUAGCAGCUCAAUUGACGCAAGUAGCGAUGUGACCCUCUCCCCCAGGCGAGAGGAAAUGGGUGGACUUAUGUUGGGAUUAUACUUGCCUCAACUCAUCAUGUGGGUACCCAAAGAACAUGAUGACCCCUGAUAGAGUUACUUGCCUGACGAUAUUCAAUUCUCUGAGACUAUGGGAUUCAUCCACACAAAGGUAUGGAUUCGUGUCAACCCCAUCUCCCCUCAUGCCUUAUCUCCACAACAGGGCAUAUACCCCAGGUAUGACGGUAGGGAUUUCCAAAACCUAGAGCAGGCAGUCCUACAACAGAUAUGUCACCUAUUCCAGGGCACGGACGUCAUUACUUUUGAUGACCUUAAACAAAGGAGGCAUUUUACGCCUUCUGACUUUUUUUUUUUAGAUAUCUGCAGAUUAGGGAUUUCGCUAAAUAAUCCCACAUCAAAGAAGCGGCACAUAAAACAAUGACGUUCUUUAGGCAUAAUUUCAGUUAUGCAUAGACAUUAAAGACCUGAUAACGCUUCUUUACGCCUACCUCUGCUCGGAGACUGGGGAAUGGGGUAGACUAACAUAAACAGACCAAUGGGAACAAUAUUUAGGCGAGGAACUGGAGAGCAUUGAAUAGAGAUAUGGGAGGCUAGUACCACCACCUCUAUCUGUGUAACCCUUCAGGAGCAAUACUUUAAAACGAUGUUCCGCUGGUAUACAACUCCUGUAAAACUAUAUAGAAUGAAAAAAUCCCCCACGGAUGUGUGUUGGAGGGGAUGCGAUUCGAAAGGGACAUACAUACAUACAUACAUACAUACAUACGUGAUGGGAGUGCCCAUUGAUGAUCCAAUUCUAGAAUUUAAUUAAGGAUUUGUUAAUCCAAGUGUUCUCAAGAGCCCCAGACCUAGACCCUUGUAUAUAUCUGUUAAAUAGAUCUACUGAAGGGUGGACCUGGAACAAACAAAAACGUAUUCUUUUAGCUUUUGCCUGGCUAAAACAGGGUAUCCCCAACAUUACUGGGGUGAUAAACAGGAUUAGAGAGAUGACCUGACGGCUAGGGUGAGAGGGGCCACUAAGGCAUUUCAGAAGGACUGGGAACCAUGGGAAAACUUUUGGAAAUUAAUUAUUACAAACGAUGUGAAAAGUUUCAAAUGCAGGGAGGAUCCUGGUUUCUGCUGACACUAGCUUUCUAAUGACCUCUCUCCCUUUCCUUUCCCCUCCCAAACCCAUACAUGGGGCUCACAUAAAAUGAUGGACCUUGAACCCGUACACCCCCCACCUUACCCUCCUCACUCUAUACUUUCUUAAACGCUCUCUAUUCUCUUUACUUCUCUUUCUCUCCCCUAUGUCUUGGGGGAUAUUUACUACCAAAAAUUGUGAUUGAUAACUUUCAAACUUCAUAUUUAAUGGUUGAUGCGAUGCACCCUACUGGUACUCCAUGUGUUUUAUCAUAGGUCAAUUGCCUUACUUUAUGUGAAAGUAAGACGCUAUACCAUCCCUGUCAUAGUUUAUUGCAUGUAAAUCAUAAAUAAUUUAAUUUAAAAAAUUGGUAAUUUUUUGUAUUUUGCUCUACUUACAGCAGGAUAUUACUUGCUUCCAUAAUACGCUUGCAUUUAAAUGCUCCUUUGGAAAGCACAUUUUGUGCAUUAAAUAAAUGUAAUGCUCUGGAGCAGAUGCUUUCUUAAUGCUAUUAACAAAAACAUAAAUUAUUUUUAAUGGUACUUCCUUUAUAGUGCAGUCAAAUAGGUUGUAUACUUCAUGUACAACAUCUCUGCUAGUCCUGCUUUUUAUUUUGUAUAAAGAAAACAGAUGUGCAAACUACAUUGUUGUAAGUAUUGCCAGCCUCUGGUAAGGAAAUAUUCUAAAUACUGGACUUUUCUGGCAGGCUGUAUGCUGUUCUUGUAUGCAUUUAUAAGUAGCAUCAGUCAACCUCUCUAUAAUCUGUUGAAAUCAGAGCAUACUUUGUUUCUGUACUUCUACUUUCUGAAUCUUCAUGAACACUGAGCCUAAAUGGUAUCAUGUGCUACUUGUCGUGUCUAAUAGUUAGAUGCUCAAACUACUAGAACAACCUAGCACAAUUUAUUGUACAAAGAGUUUCUCCUUUUCCCUAUAAUUACAGCAUAAACACGAACAUUCAGCUAUAAUAAUAUAGCUAUAAUCCCACUCACUCGGCCACAGAUAUCAAAGACUACAAUAAGUAAUAAAUAGACUAACUGAUCAUUUACAAAUACUUGUAUAACAUUACAGCUAUGCUUCUUUAAUAUAUCCUCCUACCACUCCAAAUAAAUCAAAUCAACUAAAUUGCAAUGACACACAUGAAUAAAGAAUAAUUGUGUAAGCCAGUAUAAUCAUGACCACCACCUGUAGUACAUGGCUACAUUUUUGAUAGUGGAUUUAUUGAAUAACUUAAAUGUAUUUUUCUGUGUAUAAGAGAAAAAAUGUUUACAAUCUUGAUUAAAGUGAGCUUAUCUUUCAAUGCCUGCUGGUUUUAUCCCACUGAUAACAUACUGUGAUGCAAAAAUAAAUGCAUGUUUAAAAGAUUUGUUCUAGUUUGGCUAUUUUGAUCUGAAAUGUUCUUGUCAUUUCACCAUAAUUCCAAGUUUAGUAAAUUAACUCACGUUUUAAGCAUUGAUCUAGGGUAAAGUGAUUUUUUUUUUCCAUGAUACAAUGUGUUUUUAAUUUAGUGGGGGGCGGGGGUUUUAAAUUUUUUUUUUUAAAGUCUGUUAACACCUUAAGGACACAGCUUCAAAAGCUUGUCUUAUCCUUAAGGACACAAAAGGCCAUUUUUGCAUUUUUUGCUGUUUAUGUUCAAACGCAGUUUGUUAAAAAACCUUUGUUUUCACAGUUUUGGCAAUAAUAGCAUGAGCAUAAUAUGUCCAUCUUAUGAAAAAUAAUUGAGAAUAAAUUAAUUUAUGUGUCUUGAUUUAUAGACUACAUAAUAUGUGUAGGAUUUCAGCUUUUUUUGAAAGUUACAGGACACAAAAUACAAGGACUAAAAUUAAAUUUCAAUGUGAAACAAUAUUAGAAGUUGGUAUGUUUGUCUUCAUCAUAAAAGGCUUUAUCAAUGGAGUAAAAGACAGUCAACCUGGCAAGUUGAAGUUUGUAUAAGCAUAAAAUCAAUUAAAACUGGCGCCAUAAUCCUAUAUCUAAUAGGAGAGCAGAGAGUGUGGUAACAUAAAUAACAGCAAAACACAUAUAGACCUUAGAAGAUAUAAUAAUGGAGGAUCAGAUUAUGUAUAACAUUUUUUUUAAAAGAGCAUUUUUAAGAGUAUAAACUGCUUUGGCCGCCAGAACAUGUUGUGCGCCUCAGCGUGUCAUAGUGAUCGGGACGCUAUGUAUUAUGGGGUCUGUAGUUCUAAGAGACUAAGUAUCAUGUUGGCAGAUAUUUGCCGACGCAAGGGAGAGCCCCACAUUGAAGGGAGUGCUCCUAUGGGAUAUAUGAUAAUGGAAGAGGAGGGUGGAGGGAAAAACUUAUAAAUUAGAAAGAUUAUUGUAAAUAAAGAACCGUUGCGGCAGCCAUCUUGGUGGGGGAAGUAAUGAAUAGGGUAUAUUACACGAACAUGGCAGCCAUUUUGGGGGUGGCUGGCAAUAAAAGAAAGAUUUAAAAAAAAAAAAAACCACAAUGAUGGGGGCGGGGCCGGACCGCCGAAGGGAUCCGUCUGCUCCGUCUGAGCUCCCGCUUUGGGGCCGGAAAAAACGGCGCAAACUGAAGGCUAAACACUCCCAGCCACCCGCAACGAUGACCAAACCAAUCCCCAGUUUCUGGGGUAUGAGGGGACACCCCCCAAGACUCUACUCGGCACCUACAGUAACCCGAUGAAGGCCUGAGGCGUGCAGGAGCUUGAGCUCUCCUGGGUCUCCGUCCAGUGUCUGGCACCCUCCCCCCCCUGUACCGGGGGGGUUAUCCCAGUCUGCACAAGCAACGACCAUGACGCUAAGCUGAGCCGAAUACUAACACCCUGCUGCGGAACACUCUCCGGCGGCAACCCCCAAGAUGGCCGCCGCACACCAGCUCCAUGUGCGACCUGCCAGCAAGAAGGAGCCUGCCACAGAGGAAACCAUCCACCGCCAUCUGACUACCACAGCUACUCACCCCAGGGAUGUGUCGGCUGCCCACACUGAACUGACCUAGGGGAUGCUAGCAAUACACACCUCCAGUGGAAACACACACUUUGGUGUCUCUGGAGGACACCAUCAUUCCUUCUGGGGCCCGCCCGGGAGACGACAGCAGUGGCUGCAUCCAGGAUCCUCCUGUGAGGCGCAACGCAUCCAUCAGAGCAAGCAGCCUGCCAGCACUGGGUAUGGACUAAACAAAUCCACGCAGGUCCUCUACUGCACAGUCCAAUUUGAGUGAGUUACAAGAUUGUGAUGCAACUUACCAUAUACAAGGACUCUAAGAACUCUGCCAUAACCUUGAACACUCAGGACUUUAUGAGACCCCAUACAUAGGACUGACUCAGUAGCUACCGGGUACAACAUAAUCCCAUUGUGAAAAUAUUAUUCUCAUGACCUCUGCUACCCUGGCUAAACUCCUCUCUGCCUCCCAAAAGGCACCACUUAUAACACAGAUCCCAGCAGGCUCAGAUGGCAUCUCCUUGUUUAAAUUUCAUGCUCAGUACUAUAUAUGUUUGUUUAACCUUAGUUAGAUGUGGAUAGUAUAGCAAAAAGCCAAUAGGUACUGCCAUAGAAAUAUAUAAUGUAUGUCGAGCGUGUGGCUGACAUUUAAACAUGGCUCACGACCCUUAAUUCGCAUUUAACCCUCUAUAAGCUACCCUUAACUCUUACUAACGAAACACUUAUCAGCCUUGUAACCACUAACUUGUUCCAUAUUAUGACCUUUAAAACAAAAAUGUACAACAUUUCUAACACGUAACUAGCAUAUUUUACUAUAAGCUUCUGCGUACCCAACUAUAUCAUUCCAAUGCCUAACUAAGCGGGUUCAUUCUAACUUAACAACUUUGUCUUUUUCAUGUCAUUUAAAAAAAAAAUGUGCCGUUUACACUGCCACACAUUGUACAGCUAUGAAAACGCCUGCAGUUGCUGUCGUGGCUCUGCAUGAUGAUUGUUAUUUGACGCACAAAUAAAAUAAAGAAUUUAAAAAAACAAAACACAAUGAUGUUUAAAGAUGACAGAAAGUAGUUAAAUAUUAUAAAUAGGGGAGAAAUAAUAGAAAUGCAUGUUAGGAUGAAAUACAGGGGACAACAUACCUUUUCUAAUAUUGAAAUAAAGAUAAAAUAAAGGAUAUUGGGUUAUGCAAUCAUUGGGUGAGAAACAUAAUUUAUAGACAGAGAGGGUGGUAUCAUUGGAAAUUAGGACAUAUAACAUAAAAUACAACUGAGAAAAGAUUGCAUAGGUUAAAUAACAUUUAAACAGAUCGAAGUCUGUGUUGAGACCAUUUGAAAUUUGAACCUUAGUGUGGGAUCAUUUUUCCACUAGCUUGUACCAAGUGGUAAUAAGCGUUUUUUCUGCUUAUUGCACAGUAUAUUUUGCAAACCUUAUGUGUGCUACGGCUGUAUAAUACUUCAUAUGUUUCUCAGCUAUGUCGUCUGUGUACCGCAAUACCCCCGUAUGUACCUUUGCCAGAUAUAUGUGAUUAUUGAAGGGGCGCAUUUGAGACACAGCUAUUCCAAUUUUUUUCAAACUUUGAAUUUUUACACUGUGUCCAUGUCCCAUUUUGGAGUAGUUUAGAAGGUUUGUUAUUCAAACUACUCCACAAAAACAACCUGGGGUAUUUCAAAAGGCAUGAAAAAAACUAAAAUAAAAAAAAUUAAAAACAGAUGACCGUAAAAUGUAGUCCCUGCCACUUGAUCACUGAAGUUAAUUUUAUUAAAGGUGGUAAGGUGGAUAUUUAACCUUAAACUUUAUGUAUUUUUUGCAGGGAGAAGAUCGCUGCUGAUCCGUCUCCCUGCACUUCACACUGACCGCGGAAGCACAGGGAGGCAGAUAAGAAGUCCCUGCAGCACAUAUGCUCACUCUAACAGGCAGACCGGAGGAGCGUUAACUCCGUGAUCGUGACGAUCUGGGGUUGACUUUAGUAAAUGACAGAAAUUUUUAAUCAAGGGUCCUUAACGCAAGGACAAGCCUGACGGAAAAUGUCCGUCUUUGGUCGGGAAUGGGUUAAAUUAAUUAAAGCUAUUCUUUUUUUUUUGUUUUUUUUUUUUUUUAUUCCUGUUUUCACGUCACUUUGAACACAGAUAUGUUUCUGUUAAAAUCUUCGUGAAAUAACCAAUAGUCUAAUUAAUCUAAACCUGCUGUGCAAGUAAUGUGUUGUGUUAUUGAACAAAAGUCAUUAUUAAAGUGCAGAAGCUAAUUGCGUGACGGCCAAAUGUUUAGUUGAAAUCCCUCUCUUUAUAAAGAAAUAGUUUAUUUGCUCUUCUCGUAGUGAUUAAACAUUGCUCGAGGUUAUGGUUGUGUGCACAAAUGUACUGCUUAAUUUAUAAACAGCAGUUGUUUCAUGUUCUCUGUCACACUUUCAAAGAGAUGGGACUUAAAACCAUCAAAACCAAGUUGUUUUUUGUCGUUUGUUUUGUUUUAUUUUUGUUACGGAAAUAUUCCCCUAAAGGAAGAAGUCUUAUUUUUUUUUUUUUAAAGCAUUAAAAUGUUUACAUGUUUUCUACAUAAGUUAACUUAAUGUGCUUAUGUUUUCUUUAUUACAGGUGGCUCUCCUUAUAUGGCUAUGAAAAUAAAUGAGGCAAAGGAUUUAUUGGAAUCUGGCAACAAGCAAUGAUCUAAAAUAUGUGAACUUACAUAAUUCCCCUAAUAUUCUAUUUUGGUAGUUUUUUUACAAUUAUGUAUUUGUGGUCCUUAACUUAUCAUUUGGCUUUAAAUGUUAUUUUAGUCUAAACUAAAAAAAUAUAUAUAAAUAUAUAUCAACAUAUAUGUUAACGGUUCAUCAGCUUUUAAAAUGGAUCUGUCAAUUACGUAUUCUCUACAAGAAUAUAACGUUUCACAUCUCUGCAUGGAAUUAAAUACUAUAGGGAAAGAUUUUUAGAUAUAAUUCUUUGAUACAACUUAUUGCGACAGUUAUGAUACAAAGAGUCUUUUUGUGUGCAGCUCCUACACUUAUUUUGUCCGAUUAUUGGAGCCAUCGAGCAAAAACCAAGGGGUGUUCCAGCAAUCUUUGCAGCCAAACCUAUAAUAAGAAUUUUUACUUCCUUUUUAUCCAUGAAUAUUUUGCAUUAUAGCCAAUCAUUUUUAUUCACCUUUGAAGACAAAACUGUAGGGACUGCCUUAAAGACUCUUUACACCAUAACUACUUCAGUAGGCUGUUGUGGUUAGUGUCUCUUUCACCUUCAGAUUCUGAGUUAUGGUUCUAUUCUCGCACUAUGAGAAUAUAGAUGGUGCAUGGAGAAUCCCCCAAAAUGUGUAAUAUUAGUAAGAGGUUUUUUUUUGUGUAUGCGUUAAUAUUCAUUAAGCAGCUAUUGAGGGCAUAUUAAAACGAAAAGUAAAAUAAAAAACACACACAAUGCUGGUACAUUUAUUGACAGUCCAGCACCAGAAAGUCAUAUCAUGAAGUAUUACUUUACUGAGAGGGUAGUGGAUGCAUGGAAUAGCCUUCCAGCUGAAGUGGUAGAGGUUAACACAGUAAAGGAGUUUAAGCAUGCGUGGGAUAGGCAUAAGGCUAUCCUAACUAUAAGAUAAGGCCAGGGACUAAUGAAAGUAUUUAGAAAAUUGGGCAGACUAGAUGGGCCAAAUGGUUCUUAUCUGCCGUCACAUUCUAUAUUUCUAUGUUUCUAUGUCUCUGUCAAGCAGAUGUUUCUCCCACUAUAAGAUUAUCCUCUAUAAGAAGCAUUAGACACCCAGUGGACAUGUGUGGUGGUUGGAGUGCUCAACAACUCGUAGAAAGAAAUCCAGUGUUUCUCUAUAAAGCAUUGCAAUGCAGAACUUGAAGGCGUUCAAUUAUUGAAUGUCACCAUGAAGAAGUGAUUUUACCACUACUAAAGGUAUCCUUAUUGACAAAUCUAAACAUUGUCGGUUUUCAUGACUGGUAAUGUUUACAUUUGUCUGACUGCAGAGACUUGGUCAAUGCACCAAAUGACUACAUUAAGAGUUAAAGGGGUGGGCCCUCUAAGCACCAUAUCUACAGCUUAUUGUAGUGAAUAUGGUGCAGAGUAUGUGUGUGCCAUUCCUUCAGUUUGUGUCAAGACCUUUUUAAUAGUGUAACAAAAAUCAUGUCUCUACUGGCACUGCAGCUCGUGACCAAAGUUGGACUGGCUUAUUCGGAUGUAUAUCCUUUUAAAAAAGAUAAAUAGGUAAAAUAAACCAGUACAACAAAUGCUAAUUAUUACUGACAAGUGGUAUGUAAGCAUCAAGAUUGUCCCAUCUUUUGUGCUGUGCCAUUCCCAGAAUGCUUUGUGCCUCUAUCUGACUGGAAGCUUAUUAUGUAUUUUAAGGCAAUAUCUAGCAUAGUUAAUAGCUGUUGCAGACUGUCCAGGAAAUGUGGACAUUCUGGUGUAGUGUAAUAUAUAUCACAGCAGGUUCACUGAAUCUAUAUAAAUAUUGUUAUGCAUAUCAAAUUAUUUUUCUUUUUUUUUUUUUUUUUUUCUCUCUCUUUUUUUUGGGGGGGAGGGGGUUAAGUCUGAUUUUAACAACCACAAUAUGUAAUUGUAAAAAAUCAAUAUGUUUUUUAUAGAGAAUCAAUUUAGGAUUUCUACCAUAUUAUCAUAAAAAUGAUUGUUAUUAGAUUCCAGGUCAGCUUAGUCGAUUCUGCAGGCACGAUCAUCCUGACCUCUGACCUGCAUUUCCUGUGUAUAUUUAAUACAGAAAACCACGUGCACUUAAUCUCAGUUUGACAUCUCUCAUACCCAAAAAUGGACUCUAGGGACAUCAAAGGUAUUGCACAUAGAUGGUCCGUUUCAAAUCUCUAAAUUAAAUGGUUUUGUCAAUCAUUCACUCACCCUAAAUUACAUUUAAUCGUAUUGGCUAGUAAAAUACCAGAUUUAUAACUGUGGUGAUCCAAUUCAGACCAAGUGGAGAACAGGGUUAUGUUUAUUACAAUAAUUGCUGCUCUGUGAUAAUGUAUUUUUCCACUAGUCUGGUCUUUUUUUUUUUUUUGAAGAUUGUGUUAAAUUAGUUGGUAGAAAUUCUGUUUACAUUCCUGAAGGCUUGACAUACAGUGAUUAAAUUAAGCUUAAUAAAAUUCACUUGUUUGGUUGACUUAAUGAAUUUGCAUGUGAGAUGGAUGUAUAUUGGAUUUUUAUGUAUGGCUUAGAAUCAGGAUGUAUCCAGAUUUAGAAUUUUUUUUUCUACGGUUUAUUACUGUGCAUAGCAAAUACAUUUUGCAGUAACCUUGGCAGACUCACAAAAACAGCAGACAAAGCAGGAGCUAUGGAUGCCUCAUCACACUUUAUGCCUGGAUCCCAGCUGUUCUAAUAAGGGCUAUCAGCCCACUUCACAAUCAUCUCUCAUUUUGGACUGUUUUCAGUCUGUGGAUUCAGAGCACGUCUAUAGCAUGCAGUGGGAAAAAGCAUCUAAUGUCAUACUUGCUGCCAGUUUGUUCUUUCAUUCUGCAUUCAAAAGCUACCCAGUGACUAGAUAUAUAAGAGUAUUAAGCAGCCAAAACACAAAUGCAAUAUGAAUAUGAGUAGAGUUAAUACUAGUUUUAUUUAAAAUUGCAGCCGUUGCUUUGCGCAGAAAUGAUAUGUAAAUCUGAUGUAUAGUGCAUUUUAUAGGGUUCAUCAAAAACCUCCUGAUUUUAAUUAAAUGUUGCUUAAUGCAUCAAUCAAUAGGAGUAUGCAAAAGACCAUGGAAUGCCACUGCUCUGAAUAGUCAGCACUGACUGUGAUUUGAGAGAUUCAUAACAUUCUAGAACAAAUCAAAGAACAGUCCUGCUGUGUUAAUGGAAUAUGUUUGGAGACAUACAAUACCUUUUUAGGUUGUUUAGAUGUCAGAUCAAUUAAGCAUUUGAUAAAUUGUUUAUCUAAAUGUAUAUAGGUUUCAGUGGGGUGUCUUUGUAGAAGAGCUACAUCACUAUUUUUCUGCAUCUAUAUUAAAGGGACACUAUAGUCACCUGAACAACUUUAGCUUAACGAAGCAGUUUUG